Bactrocera dorsalis (oriental fruit fly) is the source of this 60099-nucleotide messenger RNA. RefSeq names its product muscle-specific protein 300 kDa (gene Msp300). The transcript has 36 exons. Gene Ontology annotation, cellular component: cytoplasm; meiotic nuclear membrane microtubule tethering complex; nuclear outer membrane. Bases 973 to 57759 code for a protein of 18928 amino acids. The record is from RefSeq and is a predicted model, not a curated record. Gene Ontology annotation, biological process: nuclear migration. Gene Ontology annotation, molecular function: actin filament binding. Lineage: Eukaryota; Metazoa; Arthropoda; Insecta; Diptera; Tephritidae.
UGUUAUUUUCUCCAUGCUGGCGCUCACAUUGAAGCUGGGUCUUCGUGUCGCUGGCGCUUUGGAGCAACGAGAAAAAGGUGUGUAGCAGCACUUGAAGUUUAGUUGGUCAGUCUCGGUUUCAGUAUCGAACCGGCUUUCUACUGCAACGGAUUGGAAAUAAAUAGCAAGAAGGCGAAAAACGCACAAAUUAAUAUACAUACAUAUGUACAUACAUAUAUGUAUAAAUUUUUCUACUUAAAAUAUUUUGCAUUAUUACCCCUCGAAGAAGAAAAUUAAUGUUGUUAAGUAGUUGUGAAAAGGCUACUAUCAUAUUUAUGCGAACGCCAAUUGUGUGAAUUAGCAAAUUUUUGUGACAAAUUAAAUGUGUGAAACACGAAUAGAAUACUAAACCGUUCAAGCUUACGGUAAAAAGAGUAUGUACAGCACUUGCACUAAAAUUUUUUGAAAAAUAAGUCGUGUAAAAUAUUUAUCAAUCAACGAAAAAGCAAACAAGAGAAAAUUGAAAAUUUAUUAAAUGAAAAUUUGAAAGCCCUUCAAAGUGAAAAGGAAGGGUGCGCGACGUGAAAAGUGAGAAGCAUAAAGUGAAUUGUGUUUGUUAAACCGUUUUUUGUUGUACUAUUGACUACGGCGCGUAGCUGUUUCGCGUACAAAGACGCAAUAAGUUUAAUUACUAUUUUUCCGUGUUAAAAGUGCCAUAUUGCCAGAUUCGUUACGUUUGUUUUGGCACGCGUACGCCGAAAUCCUUAUAGUGGGAGCGUGAGUCCUGACCGAGGCGUUAUGUGUUUGUGAGAAAAAUCGAUUAACUUGCAUGUGGAGUUUUCACUUCAACACCAUUCGUACACAGUCGGACACAUAGCGAAACAGCCGUGAAUUGUACGACGUAAAACACGCUGAGACAACGCCAAUGUGUUGUCCUGCCGACUGGACGUACAUGACAAAAGCAGCAGCAGCAGCAGUAAACAUAUCGAUGUCAUGGACAGAGAUCCAGGAAAGAAUAAGGACCCACCCACUGCACCGACAGCCGGUGAUGUGGGUCGAGACCGUGAUACCAACAAUGAGAGCGAGUAUGCAGCAGUAGGCCCACCGCCUAUACCAGCUACGCGCACACGGCGAUUACAUCGCACAGCUGACGUGUUGCCGUCAAGUGGCGCUGCAACACCAUUAGAACCAGCUGUGACCGACAUUGGCACUGUUAUUGCGGAUGACACACACGAACAGCUGGAGACGUCAACAAUUACGCGCACAUAUACUACGCGUAAGAUUAUACAUUGCUCGUCGGAAUUCCAUGAGAGCAGCUCUAGUUCUAGUUCGGUGCAAUAUGUGGCCGAGGAAGAGCUCGAUGCGCCUACAACACCGCAACGUUUACGCCAGAAAGUGGCGGAGUAUGAAAAAGUUUGGUCCUCUGGCGGUAGUCUUAAGCGUUCGCCGGAGGAGAGUGCCGAAGAGUUGCGACGCGAAUUCAUGGAAGCUACGUCGGCGGAACACUCAUCGCAAGCCAUUACCGUUGUUGGGGAGACAUUAGAAAAUCCUUUUGAUAUUGAUGUGUUGGAAAUUGAGAAGCGUCUGCGUAGAGAACGACAGCGUGGUUUGGCUGAAGCUGAAGCGGCUAAGCAGGCAUUUCAACAGGUGCAGUUGCGUCAUACGCCACAACCAUCGCCACGUCGGGUAGACGUACAAGAAGAUUACACAGCGUUACCAUUUAAUGUGACACUGCGUACAACCACUAAAUUAAGCCCCGGUAAUGAAUCAGGACAUAUCGAAGUAGGAGACGAACAAUCAGCAAGUCCUUUUAAUGUAACACUGCGUACAACACGACGCAUUGUGAAGAAGGAUUUAUCGACGAGCUCACAGCAAUAUGAAGAAACUUCAACGACCACCGGUAGCCCUUUCAAUGUCACGCUACGCACAACAACACGACAAGGCUAUCCGAUAAGCCCCGUUAGUCCUGGCGAUCCGAAAAAUGCAUCUGCGCGUUUUCUGGAAUCUGAGCAGACCGUACGCGAAGUACAUGCCGUUGAUGGUGUACGCACGAUCGUUACUUCGUCCAUGACUAGUGAUGGACGCAAGCACGAAGAGAAAAUUUUCCGUCAUGGCGAAGGUUAUGUGUCACCUCGCUGUUCACCGCAACGGGAAAAUCGCGCUUUCUUCGAAUCCAUGGAGAGAGAACAUGAAGGUUCCGUGCCGCGUUCUUUGAGCGGCCGUGCCAGCGCAACACCACCACCACGAACUGUAGAUAUGACCGCCGGUGGUCGCCGUAUAUUAAUACGUUUGGAGGAUGAAAGUCACGACACGAGUGCAUAUCAUGAAAACAGCGACAUUACUGACUCGGUGCAGGCGCGCAUUCGUCAGUUAGCGCGUAGUCCGGACGGUGGCGGUGGUGCCGCUGCUAUGUACAACGUUGCGAUGGAAACGUCACCUGGUAACAUUGACAUUACCGUGGGUAGUACGCACCACCACCACCACCAUCAACAUCUACACCAUCAACAACCAACGCAACCGCAACAGUCGGGCCAAUGGUAUUACCAACAGCAACGGCAAGAACAACAAAUGGAAACCAACAACACUAUGGAAAAUAUGAUUUUGGAAACUCAGGAACAAACCCCAUGGCAAAGGCAAUCAGGCGAAGCAGUAACAAUCAGUACAGAAAAAGGCGAAGCCGCGGCAGGACAUACAGUAACGGGUACGCAUACGGCUAGCAUAUUGAAGACGGGCCAAUCGCACGAUUCUUCCGCAGAAGAAUCGCAACGAGUUGUCAGCAGAAAGAAGAAAACGACAACGACUACAACGACGACAGUAACUAGUAGUAGUAGGCACGCGACGAGCGAAGAACGUGAAUUACGCGAAGAACAUCAGCGUCAAGCUUUUGCCGGAAAAUUAACGCGUCCAACUGGUUUAGCUCUAUCCGGUGCUAAUGUGCGUUUGGGUAGCGGCACGGUUGGACAGGAAAAGGUCGAAAACCCUUUGAAAAGUGAUUUAAGUGACGAUUCGGAUACGGAAGGCGUCGCUGCAAAGCAUCUGGUAAUUGUGCCCACACGUGUGGAGCCCAACCAGGCAGCCGGCAGAGUUAGCCGCAGUCAAAGUCCGAGUGUUAGUGUGAGUGCAAGUGCAAGUGCAAUACAUACGCCGACAACCCCUUCAACGACAACUGCAAGCAGUACUUUCGGUAAGAGUCUGACAGGUCAUCAGACACUACAACAACAAAGUACUCAAGACGAAUACCAAGAAUUCCAAUCCACAAUGGCAGCGAUUAAUUUCGCACGCAGCAACUCCCAAUACGACAGUCAUAUCAGGGAGAAGAGAGAGGAGCAAGAACGUGUGCAGAAGAAGACAUUUACUAAUUGGAUUAAUUCGUACCUCUCGAAGCGUGUUCCACCGCUUCGUGUUGACGAUUUAAUCAACGAUUUACGCGACGGUACCAAACUUAUUGCACUUUUGGAAGUGCUUUCCGGCGAACGUUUGCCCGUGGAGAAGGGUCGCGUUCUACGACGUCCGCAUUUCCUCAGCAAUGCCAAUACAGCCUUACAAUUCUUAGCUAGUAAACGUAUUAAAUUGGUGAAUAUCAACCCGGCAGAUUUGGUGGAUGGGAGACCACCAGUUGUGUUGGGUCUGAUAUGGACCAUCAUAUUGUACUUCCAGCUUCAUAAGAAGAGGCGGAAAAAAUUAGUAGUAGUAAUAAAUUAUGCGCCACAGAUUGAGGAGAACAGCCGCAACCUUGAAUAUUUGGGUCAUGGUAUCAGCGGUUCGGUUAGUUCUCUGGACAGCGUUGGCAAGAAUGUCAGCGAUCAAAAGGCUGAGAAAUGGAAGCAAGGUGCUAGGAAGACUCUAUUGAAUUGGGUUACCAAUGCCUUGCCAAAAGACAGCGGUAUUGAGGUAAAGGAUUUCGGUGCCAGUUGGAGAGAUGGUGUCGCCUUCCUAGCCCUGAUUGAUGCCAUUAAGGCGAAUCUUGUCAAUUUGGCUGAUUUAAAGAAGACCAACAAUCGUCAACGUCUGGAAACUGCUUUCGAUGUGGCCGAAAGCAAGCUGGGCAUUGCCAAAUUGUUGGACGCUGAGGAUGUGGAUGUACCCAAGCCGGAUGAAAAGAGUAUAAUGACAUAUGUGGCGCAAUUUUUGCACAAGUACCCUGAACCAAAAGGUGCCUCACGUGAUACAUCACAUAUACAGCAGGAGUUGGACGAAUUACGUCGCUUCCUGGUGGAAAAGACUACCGAAUACGAGCCCAUGGUCAUGUCGAAUUCAUUCCCGCGUGAUUUCGCUGAAUAUCUGAUUGCACGUUCAGAGAUCGACGCCCACUUGCCGGUCUACAAUCGUCUGAAGCAGUUGAUGGAUAGCCAAAGUGGUUUCCUACAAGUGCCGCGCCCCGUUUGGGAAGACAUAAAUGCGCUGUGGCAACGUUUACAAUAUCAAAUGAACUAUUGGCUGUGGUUAUUGGAUUCUGAAUUGCCCGGCGAAUUCGGUGUGGUCGGCAAGUGGUUAGCUGAAGCCGAAAAAUUGCUAAUGGAUAACGAGAUACCGAACGCCAUGAAUGAGGAGACAGCAUCGGUGAUUAGUAGAAAGCUGGAGGAGCAUAAAUUAUUCUUCGCCGAUUUGCCACGCAUUCUGGCGAUGUUCGAUAAUGCCAAACGUUCACCAUUGGUGCAGCAAGUGCCCAUUGAACAGUUGCGCAAUAUGGAGCGUCGUCUGCAAGAUGUGGCACCGAGAGCGGCUGAGCGUAGAAUACGCCUGAAAUUCCUCGAACACAAGUGUUGUCUAAUUGCUUUCCUCAAUUUGGUUGAGAACAAGAUGAAGGGUUGGACCGGCAAAUAUGGCUACGAGGAGAAGGUCAGUCAACAACUGGAACAAUAUAAGAAUUUCGUGUCGCGCAACAAAAUCUUCCAAGAGUUCCAGAAAGCAUUCGUCGAUAUGCAACAAGUGGUGGACGAAUACAAGCGCGAUGGCAAUGUGCCGCGCAAUGACAUAACCGAAAUCGAUCGUUUCAUGUAUGAGACUGAAGAACGUUGGAAACGUGUCUCCAUGGAAUUGAAAUGUUGUCAAAACUCGCUGGAAGAGGUUGUAAGCUGUUGGAAAACAUGGAAUCAGCUGGCGCCAACUUGUGAAGAAUGGCUGAACCUGGCCGAAACUAAACUGUCACGUUCCGAGGAUGAACGUUUAGAGUUCUUCCAGGAUAUCACCACUUGGAAGGAUAAAUUCGAUACACUUGCCAAUGCGGCCAACUAUUUGAUUGCCUCCUGCGAAGAUGGCAUUGCCAAUAAUCUACGCCAGAAACAUGGCAAUUUGUCGGAACGCUUUGAGCGUCUCUUCGCCAACACCAAACAAUACAUGCACGCCGGUGAUAUUAUACGUGCACGCAAUGAAUACAAGUCCGGCAUUGAGAAGCUCUCGCAGUGGCUGCGUCAUGCCGAACAAGUGCUGGAGCAGCGUCAAAUGCUCGGCAACACGCAGCAAAUUACCAAAUAUGGUGAGGACUUGCAAAAGUUAGCCAGCGAGAUUGACGAUAAUGAGGAGCUCUUCAAGACAGUCAGCCGUAACUUCCAGGGUCUCAUACAGGAUCUACCACGCGAAGAAGUUGAUAAAAUGAUGAAGCUACUGAAACAGGAGAAGGAGUCUUUAGUGCGUAUACGCGCACAAAUACCCGCCAAACUGCACCUCUUCCACCAGCUGCUCAUACAACAGGAGUCACUCGAAGCGGGCCAGAAAGAAAUACAUCAAUGGCUCAACGACGCUGAGGCCUUGUUGAGCACACAUUCAUUGUCGGGUGGACGCGAUGCUAUCAGCGAAGAACUAAAUAAGCAUAAGACUUUCUUCUCGCGCACGGUCUACUAUCGCUCCAUGCUGGAGAGCAAGAAUAAGGUUUUCCAGAACUUGCUGAAAUCUGUCGCCGCCGAUGAAAAUAUUGACACCUCACAGACGGCACACAACAUGCAGCAAUUGAACGAGCGUUUCAAUUACGUCAUACAGAAUGCCGAACAGUGGGAGCAGCGCUUGAAUGACGCCUCACGUGGCUGGCACGCUUUCAAAGAGAAUGAACGUGUUGUCAGUGAGUGGCUGACGCAGGCGGAAUCUAUGCUUAUUGAGAAACACAUUGAGUCGAAGACAAUAAUCGAGACGCAGAAGUAUUUCUUUGAAAAUGUUAAUGAGCGUUGGAUGCACAAUCUGGUAGAAUCUGCACAGGAUUUGCUUAAAACUUUGCCAGCACAAGAGCAAAAGCCUGUGGUGGACUCCGUUGAGAAAUUACAAAACAAGUGGCAACAGGUGCUGUCGCAAGCACCAUUGCAUUUGCUGAAACUCGAGUUCCGUUUGGAUGAAUCGGCUUUCUAUCAGACAUUGCAAGAGGUCGAAAAGGAAUUGCACCUGGAACAACAAGCUUUGAAUCGCAACGAAGAUAUUGACUCAAUACUGAAUCGUAAUGAGCAUUUCUUCCAACAACAAGGACCCAUACCGCGCAUUGAGAAGAGCUUGCAGAACAUGCAACGCAUCAGUCAAGCAUAUGGCUACCAGAAACCGACCGAUAUUAGUCUGAAUCAGGCCUACGACAAUGCCAGGUUGCAGUGGCAGCAAUUGUCUGGUAAAAUCGGCGAUAUGCGCGAGACAUUGCAGCAGAUACCUGCGCAAUGGGACAGCUACCAUGAGAAGUUCAAGGAAAUGGUUGAAUGGAUGAAUAUUGUCGAUAAGAGCUUGAAGAACAUUGUCAACGAAGUGAACAGCAUGGAAGAGUUCGAGAAGGAGAAGGUGGUCUUCCAGCUCAGGGAACUUGUGAAAAUCUGUCAAGAAGCAGAUAACAAAAGGGAGGACAUGAAAUGGCUGGUGAAAACGCUAGACUCCUUACUUAGCUACGCCAGCGAAGAUGAGGCCAAUCUCGAACAGAAGAAACUCGAAGAUCUAAUUGCUCGCUACAAGAACCUCAUACCGACCAUCGAAAUAACAAUGGUGAAGACCGAGGUGUUCUCCAAGUGCUACACGUAUCGUCGUGAGGUGCACGAGGUUGUCUGUCUGCUUAGCAAAGUGAAGGAGCAAGCCACCAAUAUACCACCACCAGAGAGUCUUGAACGUGUCAACAAGCUGAUUGAAGAGCAACAGUAUGCCAUUAGCCAGCUUGAUCAUCAACGUCCACACAUCAUGUCAAUGCUGCAGCGUGGUCGUGAUUUAAGUAAAGACGUGCAUGCGCCAUCUUUCGUUAAUGUCGAAGUGAAGAACUUGGAGACCGGUUGGAAUGAGGCGUACACAGAAACCGCUGACAAGCUGCAAUCACUCAAGGGUACACAAGCAGUGUGGAAUGACUUUGUCGAUCAGAAGAACGACAUCUUUUCAAUGCUACAGACAGCGGAGACAGAGUUGCGUGCGCUAACGCCAUUGCAAACUGAUCCCAAGAAUGUUAGCCAAGAUUUGCAUGCGAAGCGUGAACUGAACUUACAAUUGCAGCAAGCCUCCCAUCAACUACUGCCCAAAUUACACUCCUUGAAAGCCGAAUUGGCGCCUUUGGCUGCCGCUGAUAAGCGUCCCAUAUUGGAGAAGGAGGUAACCGAGGUUGAGAAGAUGUUCUUCAAUACCAUGGAACAUGUAAAAGAUCGCGUUGGUUAUCUGGAAGACUAUAGUGCCAAGUGGAAUAAUUACAAAUCCCGUUUGUCUGAGUUGCAAGAAUGGGCAAACCGUGUAGCACCGAAGAGCAUUGAGGCCUUACAGUCGGAAGAUCUCACACCCGAAGAGCGUGUAGUGAAGGUGAACGCAUUCAAGGGCGUACUUGGCGAACGUAUGAAACAAUUGGACAUUUUGGCUUCGGAUGCUGCCGAACUGGCGCCCAAAGAGGGUAACAUUGCUGAGGCUAAACGUCUUAAGGGUGAAAUUACCAAGUUACAAGAGGUGUUGAGCGCUAUCAACCGCAAUGUCGAUCAUCAAGCAAAGGCUGUGCAAGAGGACCUGGUGAAUUGGCAACAGUAUCAAACUGGUUUGCAGCAAAUCAAGCCAGUUAUUGAGGAAAGUGAAAUCAAGGUAAAUACAAUAGUUCCUAAGCCCAUUACACUUGAAGAAGCCGUUGCGUUGCAACAAAAUGCCAAACAAUUCGAAACACAAUGCCUUGAGCAGUUAGACAGACUCCAAGGCAUUUCAAACAUUAGUCAUAAAAUGCUGUGCAAAACCAAUGCCCCUGACGAGUUAGAUGCCAUGCAUUCUCGCUGGACAUCAGUUCAUGAAAAUGCCAAGCAAGCCAGUGGUAAGCUGGAAAAACUGGUCGCGAAUUGGAAAUCAUUCGAUGCCGAUGCAGCCAAACUCGAAGAUUGGGUCAACAAAGGCGAGCAAGUAAUGGGCAAACGUCCAGCUGUGCUCAAUACACCGCACGUCGAUAAGCUUGAGAAGGAACUCGUUAAACUGAAGUCGUUCAAUAAUGAAAUUUCUGAACAACAGGCGAAACUCGUCGCGCUCGGUCAGUCAGCCGAUCAGAUAAGCUUGCAUUUGGCACCAGAAGGCGCAGUUGCGCUCAAAGAUCGCGUAAAUGGCAUGAAAGCCAAACUGCAAAAGCUCUCCGAGGCCACACGUGCCAAUAUCAACGAAGUAUCGGACGCAAUUAUUGCGCGCCAAGACUUCAACGCCAAAAUGGUAAACUUCUCCAACUGGAUGGAUCAGCUGCGUAAUCAAGUCGCGCAAGUUGAGGAGAUCAAUCCAGAGCGCGUUGAGACCAGUCUGCAUGUAAUACAUGCGCUGAUGCAGGAGCACGCCGACAAGAAACCCAGUUUCAAUGCCAUUUAUGAUGAAGUGAAGCAGCUGUCACUUUCUGCGCCAGCUGAAGAAGCUAAAUCCCUGAAUGAUUCAUACACCGGUUUAGUUGUUAACUAUCAGAAUCUCGAGACCAACUUGCAGCAGAAAAAGAUUGCGCUCGAAAAGUGGACAGAGAUUUUGGGCUGGAAGAAUGAAACCGAAAGUCAUCUGAAUUAUUUGAAACAUCAACUGGAGAAACCUGAUGGUCCGCAGCCCGAAGAGCUUAACAAGAUUAUCAAUGAAAUCGACACAAUUGGUAGCUCAAUAAGUUAUUGGAAAGCACAAGCCAAGGACAUCGACGAAAGUCCAGCUAUACAAUUGCGCGAUGCUUUGACACGUAAACCAUUGAUUGCCUCACAGAUUGUUAACGAUAUCGAAAACAAAUUAGAUAAUCUUAAGCUGCGUUCUCAAGCACAAAAACAACAGGCUGAACAGAUGAAUGUACGUAAAGAGAAAUUCCAAACUCUCGGCCAAAAUUUCGGCCAAGCGUUGUUGGACAAUCGUGCUAAAUUGAAUAGCAUUCUUCAACAGAAGCCCGGUUUAGAUAACAUUGAUCAAAUAAUCGCCGAUUUAGUAGCGCUUAACGAAGUCAUUAAAGGUCAAGCAGACAUGAAGAAUCGUCUACAUGAUGAAGGUUCUAUACUGAUGCGUGAAGAUAUCGCCAGUAUGCCAGCCAUACAAGAGAGUCUUCUAUUCUUCGACAAAGAUUAUGACACGCUACAGAAUGAAAUCGCCGAACGCAUACAAAAGUAUAACUUGAUUAGUCAAGCGCUACGCGAAUACGCCGAUACCAAGGAUAAGUUCGCAAAAGAGCUGAAGAAGGCCGAGGAUCUCUUCAGCGCUAUACCACAGCAACCACGCGAUGAAGUGGAGUUACAACAGGCCGCAGAAAAAACACGCAAAACUAUGGAGCAAAUACGUAAAUCCAAGACGAAUCUCGAUGAUUUAGAGCGUCGCGGCAAUAACGUGGCGAAGCUAUUCGAUGCAAUCGGCGAAGUUGUGCCACAAGAAAUAGGCAAUGAUGUGAAGACAGCCAAACAGCAAUGGCAAGAUCUGCACGAUAAGACUGCAAAGAACGCACAUAUCUACGAAACAGAAGCUGUUAUUUGGUCACAGAUUGAGGAUGCCAAGAAAGAACUUCUACCAUGGUUGAGUGAAACCAAUCAAGGUUUAUGCGAUGCCGCUGACAACUCAAUCGAAAUCGAGUUCGGACCAAUGCGUCUAACUAAAUUCCAUGCGGAAUUGCCUUCUUACCAAGUAUUGAAGGACACCAUUGCCGAGAAGAGUCGUGAGCUUGUGAACAUUAACAAUGGCAUGGAGAUUCCAUCUCUUACCGAAUUGAAUAAACUACUGACUGCGCAGUUCCAAGAGGUCGAUUCGAAUGCAGCACGUUUGGAAGCUGUAACCUCUACCUUUAACGAGCAAGAACAAGAUUUGCGCAAGCGGAUCAAGAAUGCCGGCGAACAAGUGAACAAAUUGCGUGAACAGUUAAUCAAAUGUGAUGACAUGUCCGGUGAGCCGAACAAAAUCAUGGAACGUUUACUUAAGUGCCGCGAAUUGCGCGCCGAGUUAGACAAUAGUGCUAAUGAAAUUGACAACAUCAAGCAACGAGUUGAUGAGAUGCGCUCACAAUAUCCCACUUUCAGCGAGUCUAUCAUACCCAAAGAGCUGAACAAUGUGCAAAAACGCUUCGAGGCUGUCGAUACACAUGCCAAGAAGAUCGAGUCAUCACUUUUGCAAUUCCUUAAGAAAUUCCAUGCCGACAAAGUGAACAUGCUGAAACGUAUAAUUGCUACCCAACGCGAGAAGGUCGCAUGGUGCCAGCCAGAGUCGACGAGUGACAAAUACAAUUUGGAUGUGAAGCGCUCGUCAUUGUUGGAGGUGAGCAAAGCGAUUGAUGAUUGUCACAAGCGCAAUGCCGAUAUUGGCAAAUCUCUGGAGCUACUAACAGCUGUGGAGUCGCCACAAAACCUGAAAGACCUACAAAAGGACGCACAACUGUUGGACGGUGAAAUGAAAGCACUGCAGGACAGUUUCGACAAAAUCAAGAAUGUGCUCGAUGAAAACGUAGAUUUAUGGUCGCAAUAUGAGCAGUCCAAUGAAGAGCUCUCCGCCUGGUUGCGUGACGUUGAGGGACGCAUCAAGGCCGAGACUAGCAAUCAAGUGAAUGUGCCUGAAAUCGAGAAGAAGUUGCAAGAACUUGCUUUGUUACAACAGGACAUUGCGGCACAUGAGCCGGUUGUGAAGAAUUUGGAGAAGACUUCACAGUUGCUGAUGGAGAAAAAUCCUGAGGCGCGCAUUAGCCAGUUUGUCACGCAUUUGUUGCAGCGUUACCAGACUGUGGCGAAGAGCUUGGCCGGCUACGUCGACAAAGUGCAUAAUGCCCAACGGGCGAACAACAAUUUCCUAACUGCCACUAAAGAAUUCAAUGAUUGGUUGUCUGAUGCCAAGAUUGAAUUCCAAGAAUUGGCGCGUAUGGGUUCGCCCGGCUCAUCUUCGGCCACUGCACAGCAAUUGCAGACAAUUAAGAAUUAUUUGCAGACCUUCGAUAAUGGACAAAUUCUAUUGAAUAAUGCUGUGGAUAUUGGCGAAGCAUUGUAUCCCAUUGUAACACCGGAGUAUCGCGAAAAGAUACGUGCGGAGUUACGUAACGAACGCGAGAACUAUGACUAUUUGCGUGACGAGGCGAAUGCGCUUUUGCAACAAGUGGAGGCAGUUUUGAUACAGAAGACAUCCAUUGAAGAGAGUUACACACAAGUAUCACACUAUCUCAAUGAAUCCAAAGCCAAGGUGGCGGCUGCUGACGAGCUCUAUCCCACAUUGGCGGCUAAGAAGAGUGCCCUGCAGAAUUACAAGACACAGUUGCAAGAGAUUACUUUGCAUAAGAAUGCACUCAAACAGUUACAUGACAAGGCUGUGACACUAUGCGAUGAUGAAUCCGAACGCAAGACCGAAGAGUCUAUUGAAGAGUAUAAUGGUUUGUCGAAGAAGAUCUCCGACCGGAUAAAUGUGGUUGGUAACCAGGUCGUUAAACAUGAGGCGUACGACCAGGUAUUGGAGAAAGCACAAGAUUGGCUUAAUACCAUCAAAUCUGAAGCUAUUGACAUUUUGAAUGAGACAACUUUCGAAAAGGAAGGCGCAGAAGAGAAGUUGACUGUUGUUGAAAAUCUAUUGCAACAUAAGCCUGAAGGUGACUCCAUAUUCGAUACAUGCCAACAACUAUUACAAACAGUGCUAACACAAACACAUCUCAGUGGUCAUCCUGCUUUGCUACGCAGCUUUGAAGAACCCAAGAAGGCGUGGGUAGACUUCAUGACACUCUGUCAAGACUCGCUCGUCAAGUUGAAACAGCUCUGCUCUAAAUGGGAUGAGUUUGAGUCGAUUAUCGAUGAGAUCGAUAACUGGAUGAAGGACGUUGAGAAUGUUGUGAAGAACCAGAGUCUGAAAAGCACGGCCGGCACGAAAAAAGCACAUUUGGCACAAUUACAAAACAUCGCCAAAGACAUUGAACAACGUGCAACGUCCAUUAAUGAUCUACUCGAUCAGGGUCGUGAAAUUGAAGGUGAAACCGAUUUGAAUCUUAAAUUAUCGCGCUUAAAUACACGCUAUCAAACCUUGAAGAAUCUCUGCAAGGAAUCUAUUGCGAAGUAUGUCAACUACGCAAAAGAUCACGAAACAUUCGACACUGAUUAUGAGGUUUUCAAAAAGGAUCUGCAACAGUGUGUAGAAGAAUUGGUACAAAAUAGUGAGAUUGUUGGUGACCAAAAUGUGUUGCAAGAUCGUCAAAAUAAAUUGCGUGAGAUGGCGGACAAGCGUAUCAACGACUCUACCGCAUUCGAGAGCUUGGUGGAUCGUGGCGAAAAACUGUACGGACAUACAAGCCCCGAUGGUCGCGAGAUCAUACGCCAGCAAUUACGUACGCUACGUACCAUGUGGGACAACUACUCUGAUGAUUUGAAUGCGGCCACACAAAAGAUCGAUCAAUGUCUGCAACAGUUCAACGACUUCAAUAUUGCCAGAGACCAAUUGGCCAAGUGGCUUAAGGAUGUGGAUAAGGCAAUGCAAAGCCACACCGAGCCAAAGACCACACUACAAGAAAAGCGCGCACAACUCCAGAACCACAAGUUACUCCACCAGGAAAUCACCACACACAAUGUGCUGGUGGACAGUGUGUGCGACAAAGCGCAGGUCUUGAUUGAUCAAAUUAACGACAAUACACUAAAUGUUUACCUGCAAUCACUUAAACAAAUUUUCAAUGGCAUUGUGGAAAAAUCAGAGGUAAUUCUAAACAAUUUGGAGAAAUGCGUGCAAGAGCACACCGAGUUAAACAACCAAGUGACAGCCGCUAAGGCUUGGAUAUCUGGCGAGAAGGAGAAGCUGUUGGAAUGUGACGAUGCCUAUGGCGAAAAGGCUGACAUUAAGCGUAAGAUUGAGACCUUGGUGCAGUUGGCACAGAACAAGCCACAAGCACAAAAGAUAGUCGAUGAUAUACGUCAGCAGUUCGAUAAGGUUAAGGCUAACACUUCAGAAAAGGGUAAUGAGAUCUUAGCAAAAGAAAUCGAUGAACUCGAAACAACCAUAAAGAGUCAUUUCGAUGAUAUCGAAGGCAUUGAAGGCAAGCAGCGAGAUGUGCUGCAACAAUGGAAUGACUUCGAGAGUAAACUUGAAGAAUUGACGAAGUGGUGUCGCCAAGCCGAAGGCGUCUUCCGUGAACAACAACUGAAAUCAACGCUGCACGAGAAGGUCGAACAAUUCGAGAAGUAUAAAAUACAACGCGAUCUCAUUUUGCAGAAGGAGAAGGAAAUUGAUGCUUUUGCUGAUGCAGCGCAUGCGUUGUUAAAUAAUUGCGGCGCCGAACGAUUGAAGACACUAACCAUACAGAUCACAAAUCGUUAUCAACUGUUGCAAGUGUUGAGCAAAGAGGUUGUCAAUCGCUGGUCGAAUUUGGUGGAUGACCAUCAAAUAUAUCAAGACAAAUACAAUGAAGUUGAUCUAUGGCUACAACCAAUCGAACAUCAGCUGGAGAAUGCAUUGAAAAACGAGCCCUCACAAGCCGCCAACAUUUUGCAGGUUCUACUCUCUGAAAAAGAACAAGCUGAAGCAUUAUUUAGCGCAUUAAAUGCAGCCGGUGAAAAGGCAUUGCCCGAAACAUCGACUGAGGGUCGUGAGAAGAUACGUAAAGACCUGCGUGACAUACACGAGCGUUGGGAUAAAUUGGACGAAGGCAUACGCAAUCUGCAAAAACGUCAGGAAGCACAAAGUGUGCAGCUGUCAAGCUAUCACGAUAUACUUGGCCAGACCGUCAACUGGUUGGAUCAAAUUGAAAAGGUACUGCAGAACGAAAAUCCCAGUACUUGGACGAGCGCUCAGGAAAUACGCUCCAAAUUGUACAAAUACAAAGCCACCACACAGGAUAUUAACUCGCAUAAACGCAUCAUUGAAGCUGUGAACGAAAAGGCUGCCGUGCUGUUAGAAGGCACAGUGCCAGCAAAUGCCGCCGAGAUCAAGAAUGCCGUCGAUGAUAUUAACAAGCGAUAUGAGAAAGUAGCGGGCGAUUGCGCCAAACUACUUGCUGAGCUCGAGGAAGCUUUCGAUGUGUAUCAACAGUUCAGUGAAUUGCAGAAAGCACAACAGGAUUACCAAAAGAAUUUGUGGGAUCGCUUGACCGGCUAUUCGGAUUAUUCCGGCAACAAGCCGGCUUUACAAGCGCGUCUAAGUAAGAUAUGUGAAAUUCAAGAUGCGUUGCCCGAAGGCGUAGUUAAACUACAAAAUCUGUCUGCACAUAUUGACGAGAAGGCUAAGCUGUUGCCGGCGCGUUCCAAAGAGGCGAUGUCAAGAGACCUGGCCAAUUUGCAUGCCGACUUCGAUAAGUUCAGCGCUGCACUCAGCGAUGUGAAGAGCGGUCUUGAGAAUCGUCUGCAACAAUGGAGCGAUUAUGAAGUGAACUUAGAUCGUUUGAUCAAUUGGUUGAGUGAAGCUGAGAAUGCGCUCAAGAAUUACAAUCCCAAGUCCACAAUGGAAGAGAAAGAAGAACAACUGAACCGCUUCCAAUCGCUAAUGCAGAACUUGCGUCAAAAUGAAAUUGAAUUUGAGAAAAUGAAAGAUGAUUCUUCGGAGCUCAUUCAAAGUUCAGGUGAAACUAGAAUUGCCGUCAAUGUGCAACAAGUUACCUCACGCUUCCAGUCCAUACAAGCGACAACCAAGGAGAUACUCAAGAAAUGUGAACAAUCUGUGUAUGAUCAUCAACAAUUCAAUGAGAAAUACAAGCAGUGUUCUGAUUUCUUAGCUAACGCUCAAGCGAAAUACGAUGAUUCCAGUGACCUCUCGCAGGUAGGUUCUCGUGACGAUCUCUUGAAGAAACAGACUGCAAUUCAAGAACUGUUGGCACAACAACCCAAUGCUUCGUUGAUGUUGAACAGCACUAUUGAAGCGGGUGAGAAGUGCUAUCCAUCCACGGCCACAGAAGGUCGUGAGGCCAUACGCGUGCAAUUGGCUGAGUUGCAAGAAGCUUUCGAUAAGCUCUAUGACAAUGUAACAAUUACUUCGCGUAAGUUACAGGACAAGAUGUCCAAAUGGUCUGGUUUUGAUGAAAUCGCCGAGAAACUGCAAAACUGGCUGAACGAAAUCGAGAAAACACUACCAGCCGAUAUCGAAUUGAAAACAACUUUGGACGAGAAACGCGCCAAAUUGCAAACAUAUCGUGACAUCCUCAAUGAUCUCAAUAAUCAUCAAGUUGAGGUGAAGAAUUUGCAAGAAAUCGCAAGCAACUUGCCAGAGCAAAAUGAUCAUGUUGACAAUAUUACCAAAGAAAUUGCCGAACAAUUCGCCAAAAUACAUAAACGUGCACAGAACUUCGUGGAACGCUAUGAAGCGAUUGUGAGUGAUCAUCAACAAUACACUAAGGCCGUUAUGGAAGCACAGGAGUACAUUGAGGCCACACAUAACACGAUUGACUAUUGGGGCGAUUUGGAUUUGGAACAAGUUUCACUACAUACAAACUUGGAUCGUUUGAAGAACCUCAAAGACAGCCUGGCGGAUGAGUUCCCACGUGUCGAUCAAGUGCGUGCACUUGGUGAGAAGGUUAUACCUGGCACUGUCGAGAGUGGACAGACAAACAUCAAGUCACAAAUCGAUACCACACAACAGGAGUGGGAAGGUCUAAUCGCAGCUAUUACAUCAACCAUUGAAGCCAUUGAAAAUCGCUUACAACAGUGGGCCGAAUACGAACAAUUACGCGAACAGUGCUUGGCUUGGAUUAGAGAAUCGGACAACAAGUUACAUGCUAUCGAUCUCAAACCAACGCUCGACGAAAAGAAGACUCAGUUGGAAGCAUUGAAGAACUUGCAAGGUGAAAUGCGUGCUAAAGAGCUGGAAAUCGAUAGCGUUUCCGAGAAGGGUCAGCUAUUACUGAAAGGUGCCUCCAGCAUGCGCUCAUCUGGACCUGAAUUAACAACCAAGUAUCAGCAGAUAUUCCUCAAAGUCAAAGAACUGAAUAACCGUUGGCAACAGUAUGUGACCUCGCAUCAAGAAUUCGACAACGCCGUCUCUGAAUGUGCCACAUGGAUUAAUGGUAUCAAAGACAAAUUGGAUUACUGCGCUGAUAUGUCUUCUAUGAGUCAAAAAGAGUUGGAUAAGAAGUUGGCAACCAUACAAGAUAUCUUACUAUUGAAGGAUGAAGGUUCGGUGAAGGUACUUAGUAUUGUUGAGUUGGCACAGAAUGUGCUUGCCAAUACUGCACCGACUGGCCACGAAGCGAUCAACAAGAAGCUGACAGAUCUACAAGAAUUGUGGUCCAAUAUUACAUUACGCAUCAUCGAUGUAAAGGCCACCCUGGAUGACUCCAUAACUCAAUGGUCCGGAUUCUUGGAACAGGUACAAAAUGUACGCAAAUUCAAUGAAUGGCUUGAGAAUGUACUGAAAGAGCUCUCCGAAAAUCAAACUACAAUGCCUGAGAAGCGUGCGCAACUCGACCGCGUCAAGGCCACCGAAGAGAAGGUGCGUGUAGAGAAAAUCGAUGUUGAUGCACUGAAAGUACAGGCUAAAGAGAUGAUUGCUAGCGGACAACAAAGCCAAGCUGCGUUCCAAGCGCAAAAGGUAUUGGACAACUUUGACGAAUUAUAUGCCCGCAUACAGAAAUUGCUCUCGGAUCGUCAUGAUCAAUAUAGAGAUCAUCGUCUCUACAAGGAAGCUUAUGACGAUUUGGUUAGCUGGAUAAGUCGUGCACGUGAGAAGUUCCCUGCUCUUAAGCAGAGCAGUCUAAGCGACAAAUUGGCCAUUGAGAAUGCCGUGCAAGCCACUGAAGCCAUGUUAAAUAAACAGGCACAAGGUGAACUAUUGGUCGAACAUUUGGUUCAUACUGGCGAGGUUGUAUUGACUAGCACAUCGCCACAGGGACAAGAAAUCAUUCGCAAUGACAUACGCGCUUUGCGUGACAGUUUCGAGUCACUCUUCCGUGAGAUCAAUCAACAAAAGGAGAGUUUGGAGGUCACUAUGGUGCAAUGGCGCGCCUACAAGGAUGAGUAUGAGCGCUUAAUUGAAUGGCUCCAACAAAUCGAUAUUCUCGUGAAGAAUCACAAGUUGAACUUAGCGCCAAGCUUGCCAGAUAAAGAGAAGCAAGCUGCUGAUAUGGCUGAAGUUUUGGCUCGUUUGGAGAAGGGCAAAGAAGAUAUAGAUAAAUUUAACGCCUCUUCAGCGGGAUUACUAAAAUCUCAUUUGGAGUCCUACGUGAACAACCAGCUAAGACACUUGAACUCAAUGUACCAAGUUCAGGUCAAUCUUGCUAAGGAUGUGUUGAAGAAGGUUGAGACUAACCGUGAUCAACAUCGUGAAUAUAACGCUAACUUGAAGGCUGCGCAAGACUGGAUAAAUCACGCCAAGGCUGCUAUACGUGAGGCUAGUGAAUCCUCCAGCGCAGGCUCGAAGGAGCUUUUGCAGAAACGUCUGGAAAAGAUUCAGCAGUUGAUUAGCAAUCGUGAAAUUGGACAGAAUCUGGUACACACCGCGAUCAACAACGGUGAGAAGGUGGUCAGAAACACCCGUUCCGAUGGCCGUGAUACGAUUAACAGUGAAAUGAGAGACUUGCAGAACGAUUGGGAUAGGUUAGUGAAGAAAAUGUCUACCGCCAAGGUACAAUUGGAAACCAAUCUACUCCAAUGGGCCGACUAUAGCUCGAGCUACUCGCAAUUACAGCAAUGGAUUACGGAUCGUGAAAGUAAGUUGCAACAGGCUUGUGACCAGAAGGUUGUGAAGUCGAAACGUGGCCAACCUGGUCUCACAUCCGGUUUGAGUGAACGUAAAGCGAACCUGCGACAAACUAAUAAUAUUGUGCAAGAUAUAGUGUCCUUCGAACCAAUGAUACAAUCGGUGGCUUCGAAGGCAUCCGACCUACAACAGGGCGCACCUGCCUCAGAAAUCUCAAACAAAUAUGAGACACUCACCAAACAAGCAAAGGAUCUGUAUGAAAAGCAAAAGACAACAAUCGACGAAUUCCAGGCGCUCAUUGAUGCGGGCAACGAAUUCGCUGCAUGGUUGCGUAGCGCUAAGGAGCGUUUAAGCAAGUGCUCAGAGCCUACUGGCGAUAAACAAGCGCUGGCUGAGAAAACACAUCAACUGAAGAUUCUACAAAGUGAAGUGCCGGAAGGUAAAAAGAAACUGGAAGCUGUAGUAACGCAGGGUGAACGCGCUUCUCUCAAUGCUGAACAAGAAGAUCGCGAGAUCAUUGAAGAAGAAGUCGGUUUGUUGCAAGAAGAGUUCGAAGCCUACGUAGAUGCACUCACAAAAGCCAAGGAUUAUUUGGAAGUAGGUAUUGUCAAGUGGUCAGAUUACCAAGACCAAUAUAGCGAAGCAUUGGAAUGGCUUACCAAAACCGAAGCAUUGGUGCAAUCCUACAACAAACUGCAAGACAGCUUGGCAAGUAAAAAGACAGUGUUGGAAGAGUUCCAAGGUCACUUGCAAACACUUUUCGACUGGCAGAAAACUUUAGAUCACCUGAAUAUGAAGGCACAAAUGCUGCUGGAGACCUGCUCGGACACACGCAUCAGCAAUGCCAUCAUGCAGUUGACAACCAAAUACAAUGCUUUACUUGCGCUGGCCAAAGAAGUGAUGCGUCGUUUGGAGUUGCACUACCAAGAGCACCAACAGCAUCGCACCUUGUACGAGGAAUGCCAAUCUUGGAUUGAGGCCACACGCGAGAAACUUGAGGAGUGUGCACAGAUACCUGGCACACUUAACGAGGUACAAAUCAAACUCAACACUGUUAAGAAUCUGCGUCAAGGCUUUGAGUCGGGUCAGAAUAAGCUACGUUAUCUACUCGAACUGAAAGAGAAGGUAAUCAUGAACACCGAACAGGGUGGCGCUACCAAAGUGCAAGAGGACACUGAAACUCUGAAACAAGAUUUCGAUAAAUUGCUUGUCGACAUGAAUGACGUGCGUCAAAAACUGGCCAAUCGUCUGUCACAAUUGGAGGAAGUUUAUAAAUUACUGAAGCUGCUGACCGAAUGGCUUGAAGAUGUCGAACCGAGCGUCAAGACGAGCGACGAGUUCUUGAACGAUUUAAGUGAAAAGCGUGCCGCAUUGGAGAAAUUCCGUGCCAUACAACGUGACAUUAACGGUCAUAAUGAUAUUGUUGAGAAGAUUAACACACGCUUGAACGAAGAUAACAGUCUUGACCGUAAGGACUUCCGCGAUGGUCUCAGCAAAUAUGAGAACCUACAAGAGACCGUUGGCAAAAUCAUUGAGUCGCUCGAAAAUCAAGUGAAUAACCAUGACAAAUACAAGCAAGCCUUCAAUGAAAUACAAGAUUGGCUGCGUCGCACACGUAUUGAGAUCGAACAGUGCGCCGACUGUCAUGGUGAGAAGACACAAGUAGAAGAGCGUCUCAAUAAAUUGGGUGAUAUUGGUGCUAGCAUGGUCGAGGGUAAAUCGCUGCUGGACGCCUGUGAAGAAUUGAGUCAAGCAGUGAUUGCCACAAGUGGUAAUGAAGGUCAAGAUACCGUCUCGCAAGAAAUCAAACAAUUGGUAGCCGAAUGGGAGGCACUGCAGGCAAUGGUGCGUGAUGCACGCUCCAAUUUGGAGACCUGUCUCGGUUUGUGGAAUGCAUUCUUGCAGAAUUUCAUUAAGAUUAACAAGUGGAUUGAAGAUGUUAGCCGACGUGUGGCUACCGCUAGCGAAGCUGAAAAUAAAACACCCGACGACUUGGCAUAUGCCAAGAAAUUAUUGGAAGAAGUUGUGGCGGAGAAGGAUAAUGUCGAAGAUCUGAACGAUGCCUGUGAAUUGCUCAUGGAACACAGCGCAUGCACCCGAGUUCGUGAUCAGACCGUGGAGACUCAGUCCAACUACACUAAACUGUUAACACUGGCGCAAGGUCUCGUUUCCAAGAUCGAAAAGAAUCUCUCGGAUCACACCGAGUUCUUGAAUUAUAAGAAGGAAAUGGACGCUUGGAUUGAGAAGGCGCAAGAAAUACUUGAUGGUUGCACUGUAGAUGGUGAUGUUAGCGAGAUCGCACAGCAACUGGAAACAGUCAACUCCUUAGCAUCACGUCUCCCCGAGGGUCAACAUCUGCUCGGCAUGGUACAAGAGGCGUACACGAAAGCAUCGAACAUAACGCCCGAAGGCAAACAAGAGGUCUUGCGUGAGUUGAUGACUAAAGUACGUGAAGAUUGGGACGCAUUGGGACUCGCUGUCAAGCAGAAGUUGAGUGACUUGAAGCAAGCACAGAACCGCUGGUCCGACUUUGCCAACAAUCGCGACAAGCUCGAGAAGUGGCUCGUCAGUACGGAGAACACACUCAAAUCUGUGCCCGACACAAAGGGUGAACUGAGCGAAAUGAAGACACUACUCGAACGCUACAAGACACUACAAAACGAAAUCAAACAAAAGGGCAUUGAUAUUGAGAAUUUGCUGGGCGAAGCCAAGGGCUUAGGUACCGAAGUGGAUGCUGUACACCAAAAGCAAACACGUUGGGAGAAAGUAAAGAACGAUUGCGCUGCCUACAUUAAGGGUUUGGAGAACGAAAUGGCCGACUACAAUGCCUAUCAUCAGAGCUUGCAGGACAUCGAGAAAUGGCUAUUGCAAAUUUCCUUCCAACUGAUGGCGCACAAUUCGUUGUUCAUUUCGAAUCGCGAACAAACCGAAGAACAAAUCAAGCAACACGAAGCUUUACUGGAUGAAAUUCAAAAGUAUCAAUCCAACUUGGACGAUUUGAAUUCAAAGGGACAAGCGCAAAUCAAGCGUUAUGAGCCGACAACACCAGCUAUACGCGACACUGUCGAGUCACAGCUUAAGAACAUACAGGACAGCUACAAUUCAUUGUUGCAGACCUCGGUGCAGAUCAGGAAUCGCUUGCACGAGUCCUUGGCCAAGUUCAAGGAAUACGAGGACACACUGGAUAGCAUAAUGCGCAAUUUGGAGGCCUACGAACCGGUCAUACAAAAUGAGCUGGAUGCGCCCGCCACCAGUUUGGAGCUGGCGCAACAGCAACUGAAGUGUGCACAGGAUCUGCAAACCAAACUGAACAACGAAAAGUCUCGCCUCGCUGCCGCUGUGCAAGCUUGUGAAGCCGCCACCGCCUCCAUCAGCCGUCCUAGCUCGCCGCUAGAGUCUGCCAUGCAGACCAUACCCGAGCGUGAGCUCAUCGUGCGCGCCAAGCUGGAAGAUUUAUUGGAUCAGAUGCCGAGUAACCGCGCAGAGUACUCAAGCAACAUCGCCGCCAAAGCUGAUGUCGCACUUGAGUUACCACAGACCAAAGAUGCUCCGCUUGAUCCAGUGCGCUCCCAUAGUGAGCGUGUAACCAAGCUUAAUGCUUUAAUCACUAAGGUGCAAUCCCACUUGGGUGGAUUGACCGCUUCAGUGAGUGAAUUAGAGCAACAACAGAAACAACGCGCCGAGCUCCAAGAUUGGGUUAAGAAACAGGAAACAACUGUUAGUGAUUGGUUAACACGGCCAUGCAAGUUGCGUCCGGAAGCAGCUAAACAAGAGUUGGUGGCCAUGAAUGACUUGUUGAAUUCGAUUGGUGAUAAGCGUUCACAACUGAUGUUGGAGAUGACAGGAUCAUUGGCCGAUGACGACACUGAUCUUGACGACAACCUCGACAAACUCGAGUCCGAGUUAAUGAACGCUAUUGCCAAGAAACAAGCAGGACAGAAUGAUAUCGAUAGCUAUCGUCAAGGUGUACAGGACGUACAAAAUUGGUUCGAUUCGCUUAUCAAACGUAUGGAUGUAUUGGAUAAGGGUUCCGGUUUGAAUUGUGCCCAGAAAAAGGCUGCCAUCAAUGAAAUCAAGAAAGAGUUUGAAGAACAAGGUCCGAACAAAAUCCAAGAACUGAAGGGCAAAGCAGCACAAGUUGCUGAGGCUAUUAGCAAUUUGGAUGGCCAACAGGUGGAAGAGCAGAUGAAAUCAUUGGAUCGCCGUUAUGCCGAUCUCGGCAAACGCAUCGAUCGUAAGUCACAGCUACUUGAUGUUACCAAUAAGGGCGUUGAUGGCGCUAAGGGUGAAAUUGAACAGUUGCAUAACUGGGUUAAGGAUAAGAUACAAGAGCUGCAAACACCUACUGCCAUGGGUUAUGAACCAAAAGCAGCUGAGGCACGUCAACAAGCUAUUAAGGGCAUUAUGAAGGAAGCCGAAGCGAAGAAGUCACAAGCUGACGCUUUGGAGAAACGUAUUGCCAAUAUGCAACCCGAACUUGAGCCAGUCGAAUACGCACAACUCGAGUCGGCGCUGCGUCAAUUGAACUCCGAGCAAAAGAAUCUAUCUGAGGUGCUCAAGAGCGAAUUAGAUCGCGCGCUAGAUGCGUCUAAGGCACGUAAAGCGUUGGAGGUUGAUUUGGAGAAGGCACGCGCUUGGUUGAAAUCGAAGAUUGCCGAAGUACGUAAAUUGCCUGUGUAUCACCCAUUGCCAUCGUCCGAAAUCGAGAAGAAAAUACAAGAGAACAAGAAAUACGAUGAUGAAGCGAAACAAUUCAAUGAUUCGGUGUUGAGCGAUGUACAACGACAAGCGGCGAAUAUAAUGAAGGACUGUCCGGAGGCAGAUAGAGCAGCUUUGCAGAAAAUACUCGAUGAAAUAGCCGGCGAUUAUCAAACCCUAAAGGAUGAGAGGGGCAAGCGUGCUAAAGCUUUAAGCGAUCUCUUGCAAGGACGUAAAUCAUUCGAGGAUGCUAUGAAGAAUAUGAGCGAUUGGUUGAAUGAGAUGGAAACCGCCACCGCUGGUGAAUUGCGUACAACCAGUGUGCCAGUGUUGGAAGAACAAAUGGCUCACUACAAAAAAUUGCUAGAGGAUGCCGAAAGCAAGGCUGACUUAAUGAACAACGUGGCCGACCAAGGCAAGGGUAUUUUGCCCACGCUAAGCAAUCCGGAUAAGUUGAAACUAAACGACGAUAUCAAAAACUUGAAAGACCGUUACGGUAAAGUGACACAGAACAUUAAAGAUCGCGUUAAUACGCUCUCCGAUCAUAUCAAGAAAUACAAGGAUGCCAAGGGUAAAUUGGCUGACUGCAUGCAGUUCCUCAACACCAUACAGCAACGUUUGCGUGAGCUCAAUAAACCAAUCGGCUCAAAGAUUGAAGAUGUGCAAGAUUUGCUGGGCGCAUACGAGGGUAUACUGAAGGAACUCAAGGAUAGCAAAAACAAAAUGGGUGACAUACAAAUGGAUGACCUACCCGAGUUGCAGAGUAUACUACAGCAACAAGAUGACAUGAUUAAACUGAUUGAGGAUCAAUUGGCUCAUCUUCGUCAAUUGUUGUUGCUACGCGAGCAAUUCAUUGCUUUGAUCAAUGAGAUUAUCGCUUUCAUCAUGAAGUACACUGAUGUCAUAAUCGAUAUUGAGAAUUCACCCGACAGCUUGGAGGACAAAAUCAACAAGUACGACGAUGUUAUUGUCAAGAUACAAGAAUGUGAGGGUCUGCUGGCCUCUGCUACCGAUAAGGGUCAGAAGAUCGCAUCGGAGGGUUCUGCCGCUGACAAGAACAGCAUCACCGAACAAUUGCAAUCAUUGAAGAAUCAACUACAGAACCUGCGCAAAGCAGUCGAGUCACAACGUCAAAAACAUCAAGUACAACUCGAACACCAUCGCAAAAUGGCUGCUGAACUCUCAGAAAUUCUUGACUGGUUGCAUAAUAAUGAAGCGUCCGCCAAGUCACGUCCUCUAUUAGAUCGUGAUCCCGAAUCUGUAGAACAUGAAAUUCAAAAACAUCACAAACUACGCAACGAAAUUCAGGGAUAUCUCGAUAAAUUCGACAAAAUCAAUGCUAGCGUCAAAACAGAGGUCGGCAUGCCUGGUUCGCUGGUUGAAAUGCUUUCCGAAGGUCGUUCAUUAGUUUCCUCACUGCCACAAGAGCUUGAAGAUCGCGAGAAAUAUUUGAUCAACAAUCGCGAUUCACGUCUUGAAUACAUGAAAUUGGUGGCCAAAUUCAAUGAUUGGGUGCACGAAGCUGAGACACGCCUACAAAAUAGCCAACAUGGCAUCGAUUAUGAAAAUCUCGUACAAGACUUGGAAGAACAUAAGAUCUUCUUCGGCAAUGAGACGCCAAUUAAGAAUUUGGUGCAUAAACAAAUCCAAGAAGCCGCCGAUAAGAUUUGGCCCUCGCUGAGCAGCUUCGAACAGUCGGAAUUGUCACGCGAAUUGGCACAACAUCAAACUAAAUUGGCCAACACCAUUGCAACGGCCAAAUCGCAGCAAGGCGAAUUGGAGAAAGAGGUCGAACGUUGGCGUGAAUACCAGCAAUCGGUGGAGCGCGUCAAAGCAACCAUUGAACGCAGCAAGUUCAGCGAUGAACCCGUACAGAAUCUGGCUGGCCUACAUUUCAACAUACAGAAAUUGACGCACGCCAUCGGCAAUGUGCAGAGCCAAACUAGUGACAUCACACUCGCCAAUCAGCAGGCGCAGGGACUAAUACGUCAAGCCGACGCACGCAAUCGUCAGCUGAUUGAACAGGAUAACGCCGAAUUGAAUCGUUUGUGGAACGAAUUGUUGAAAGGACUCGAGACUCGCCGCGAUUCGUUGCAGAGCAUUGCUGAACGUUGGGACGAAUUUGAGAAUCAUUUGCAUAGCUGGGAGAAGGCAAUUAGCCGCUUGGAAGAUAAAUUCCGCAAUGUCGACCCAGUAGUUAGGUCGCGACGUCAUUUGGAAGAUACAAAGAAUGCCAUCCAGGAAAUACUCGCCGAAUCUGAAGAACUUAAAUCAUCACAUAAAGAGAUUGAGGCGCUCUCAAAAUCAAUCGUCACAUUCCUUGGGGAAGUUCACCAACCCACAUCGCAGGCCCUACAGGCCAAAGUGGAUAACUUAGUACAGCAGCAAACAAAAUUAAACGACACCUUACGCGAGAAGGAUCGUCAAGUUGGUAAGGAUCUGGAAGAGAUCGAAACGGUCUUCCAUCGCAUCUCAGAGUUGCAAGAUAAAUUCAACGCCCUACUCGAGCAGAUACAAGAAGUGCACACUUUUGACGAGCAUAUUGACGCCAUUGAAAAGUCUUUGAACGAUUUGCAGCAACAAGUUGGCAAGGCAGUUGCGGAAAGCACCCAACUGAUUGCCGAAACCAAGGAAAACUAUUUGCAGAAACAAAAUCUGGUACCAAGCGAUAUAGCACAGGAGUUCACAGCGUUAGAGUUGCUCUCCGAGCGUGUACAAGGCGCCAUGGAAACCAAACAGAAAGAAUUCAAACGUGCCAAGACUGUACGCACCGAAUACCUGAGCGGCGUCGAUGAGAUCCAAAGAUGGCUGCGACAGGCGGAGGUACAAGUGCAAGAUCGUACACUAGCACCCGCACAAAUGAAAGAACUACUGCAUCGUAUCAAUCAGGAAAUAGCCGGCAUUUAUGAACGUUUCACAAUGGUCAAGACAAAUGGACAGUUGAUUAUCGACAAUUGUCGCAACAGUAAUGAAAAAUUGCUGGUACAAUCGACGAUCGAUCAGUUGGCACAGGAAUUGGGACAAGUACGCGCGUGGUUGGAUGAGAAGAAACAACAAGUGGGCGAUAGUUUAGAUGCAUGGACGAGAUUUAUGAAUCUGUAUCAAAUUGUGAUGGCGUGGGUGGCGGAGAAACGUACCUUCCUCGAUCAGACAAUCGAACUGCGUACACUGCCCGAAGCGCGCAACAAACUCAACGACUAUGUAGUGGCUGUGAAGAGCAUUAAACCGAUCGUGAAGCAUUUGAGUGAAAUGGACAAGGAACUGGAACACAUUGGACAAGUGACGACUGUGGGCGAUCUCAAGGACAAACUGCAAGAGGCUGAAGACGCCAAGGUUUCCGUGGAAGCGGUGCUGCUGGAAAGGAAUUCCCUGCUACAAGAAGCCUGCGAAGAAUGGGAUCAAUGCGAACGCAAAAUCAAGGACAUACGCGGCUGGAUAGACAAGACGAAACAAUCGUUGGACUCACCACAACACAAGAAGAAACCGCUGCGCGAUCAACUGGGCUACUGCGAGAAAACAUUGGCGGACAUCAAUGUACAGAAGACCAAACUGCGUCUAUCUAUUGAAAAAUUGGAGGUGCACUUCCGCAAUGGUAUGGGUGGCGAUCCGCGCCUUAGCGAGAAUGUCGAUGAUUUGCUGAAGGUCUUGGACGGACUGGCGGAAUUGGUGCGCACCAAAACCACCAGUCUGGAAGAGACGCUCAGCCAGAUCGACAUCUAUCAGCAACAGAUGCAAACAUUGCGUCAGAAGAUCAUACAAGAGGAGCAACAAUUGCGUCUCGUUAUGGCGCCCACGUAUCUGCCACACGAUCGUGAGCGUGCAUUAGCAGAGCAACAGGCACUGCGUACAUCUAUUGAUGACAUGCAACAGAAAUACGAUGGGAUCGCAGCCUUAUCGUACACGCUGGAUCCGCAUUCCGUUGUUACCACAUCAUCGGCUGUGUCCAUGCUAUUGAAGCCAUCCAAAUUAGGCUUAUCCUAUGCGGAGGUGCUCUCCGGACACUCAAGUCCCGUUAGCUUCGCACAAACGGAAAGUGUUUUGCAUAAGAGUAAAGUACAAAAUGCCAAACUAGAGAACAGUAAUGUUAAACGUACCAACAACAGCAACACCACAACCACGUUUACCACCACCACCACCACGACCACCACAAAUAAUAAUGUAAUAAAUGCCGUAGAGCAGCCAGAGGCUGUAAGCCAUGCGUCGCCGAGCGCACAAGAAUUUGAACCUCAACAAUAUGAAACCACAAUUACAACAACAACGCAAGAAUUGCAAACGGCACAGCCGCAAAAUGAUAGUAUUGACGCGCUGGCGGCGCAAACAAUAACAACGACCGAGCCGCAAGUGCAGCGCACACAAAAUGAGUACGUGAAUGAAAGUGGACAGCGCGUCGUGGAGACGCGCACGAUAACAACGCGCACAACAACGCAACAUGUGACGGAUAGCGCGGAGCAACAGCGCCGUGAGCUGCAAGCGCCAACGGUAAGUGCGUGGCAUGAAGCGCCCGCAGAAGUGUAUGAAGAAAUUGCUUAUGAGCAGCGCACGCCACAACCUGCGGCGCGUCAGCCACAACAGCAAUUGCAGGCGCCACGCGAACAACGUCGCGGUCGUUCGCCGCGUCGUCGGCAACAGCACGACGAAGCGCAACAGUACGCGCCAACAACGACGCAAUACUCAACGCGCGAGCAACGCGAUGCGCAUCCACAUUAUACAACCACAACAACAGCAACGCGCACGCACACACAACAUGCAAGACAACAGCCAGCCGCACAGCAACAAGAGCAGCAAACACAUUUGCUUGCGCCCACGCAAGAACGUAUGCGUUCGCGUAGCCCCAUAUGGGCACCGGGUUCGACUUCAUACGCGGAAGUAUUGCGCGGCAUCGAAUUGGAACGUCAGCGCGCCGCGACUGCUGAACAAAAACGCGCACAAAGUGCCAGCAGCACAGUUAUUACCACGAGAACGACCACAACUAGUGACUACGUGACGCCAGCGCAGGCGCAUGCGUCAACGCAGCCACAGCAGGUAGCACAAGAACCACAAGUGCAGCAAGAACUGCCAGCGGUCGACACUUUCAUACAAACGCACACAAAUAUCGUGGAAUAUCAGCAGCCGGCAUACGAUACGCCUAGCCAAACGAACGAUAUAAGCGCUGAAUAUGCAAAUGUUGUGACCACUUUGAGUCCCGACGUGCACACACAGACGACUCCAUUAGCAAGCGCUUUUGUUGAGCCAGUCACAGUGCCAAGCCCUUACGACGCCGUACUGAGCGCCAAUACUUAUGUUGACACGGUUUCUUUAUCUACUACGAUACCCAGCACUUAUGUGGACUCAGUUUCAUUACCGAGUAGCUAUAUUGAGCGGCCGGUCUCAGCGGGCAAUACACCAAUGACAGCCGCGGAAAUACAAGCUGCUUACCUACAGCCCGAUCCGCAGCUCUAUCAGAGCAUGUAUGAAAAUAUGGCCGAUGCCGGUCAGUGGGGCUAUGCAGCUGUGCCCGAAGCACAACAGGUUGUACAGCCUGAUCAAUCGACAGCCUCUCAAAAUUAUUACGAACAGAUUAUACAGAUGCAAUAUCCGCAAGGCACGUCGGCGCAAACGACCUACGCGCAGUAUCAGUAUCAGCCGACGGCUACACAAUAUCAAUUAAUGACCGGUUACUAUCCCACAGAGCCACAACAAACUGAAUCGUAUCAAACGGUUUAUGCGCCCACUGCUGACCAAACUCAGUUGUAUUAUCAACAAGAAUCAACCAAACCGUAUCAAGAGUUACAAGGUGUGGUUUACGACGCACAGCCACAGGAAUAUUUGACCGACUAUCAGCCGAAUCAAAGUGUUAUCGAUCAGGUAGUAACUACGCUUGCGUCGAUUGUACAAAAUGUUACAACGACUCAAACGCAUGCUGUCAAUUCACAGCAACAACAUGUACCGGAGUCAGUGCAACAAUUUGAACAAUCAACGCCGCUGCAACCGUUUAGCGAGUCGGUGCCUACUUAUGAACAGGCAACCACAGGCCCGCCAUCAUACGAACAAACCCAACAUACACAAUUGUAUGAACCGGAAUCAAUUGAAGUCGAUGAACCGCGGCCUGACAUAACAUUCGGCCAAUUUGAAAUGAAUGAAAUUGAGUCGAUUCCCGCCGAGAUUGUGGAUACACCACAACAAGUACCACAACAGGUCUUGGAACCUGCGCCUAUUUCAGAGGCGGUCUUUGUACCAGAAGCGCCUUAUUCGGCGCCUUUGCAACCUAUGGAAAGUCUGCCUCCACAGGAGACAGUGUCCGCACCAGUACCCCCAAGUCCCACAAAGUCUAAAACGCAGGAAAUACCCAAAACAGAUCCUAACCAGUUCACGACUUAUGCUGAAGUACUAUUUGGUAUACAUCAUGGUGGAAGUAAUGUUUUCCAGCCAUCCAGUCAAAAGCCACAGCAACAGCAAACGCAAAUCCGCAUUACAGCAACCAAGCAUGAUACAAAUACAAAUAGAAGCCAGCAACAAAAACUGACAACCAAAACUGCAACGACAACUACAACGACAUAUGCGACCACGACAUCGAACAAUAAUAAUAGACGACCGCUAAAGUCUCCUUCUCGGAAUGCACCAGCAGUUCAGAGAAGAGAAGACGUAGCAGCUGUCGCCGUGGCACCGGUGCCACAUCCACGUAAAGAACAACGACCACAAAAGGGUCAACGGACGGAUUCGAAAUCGCGACAUCAUAAUGGAUCGCCACCAACAACGCACAGAGAGGUGGAGGUUCGACAAACGCAUGAUAAACAUGAAAAACAUGAAAAGCACGAAAAACAUGAUAAGCAUACAAAAUCUGUGGAAGAAACCACUGUAAGUGUAACCAGUAAAUCACACAAGGACACGAAGCAUGCACGCGAUAGUAAGAAGGUGAAACAGGCUGAAGUUGUGUCUGAAAUUCAUGGAGAGACCACAGUAGCUGCUGAAGCAGCUGUUCCUGUGGGAAGGACAGAUACAACCAAGCAGCAAGUGAAACCUCCUAUCGACGUUGCGCAUAAUAAUGAGAAACCAGCCAAACCCAAAAGACAAAAGAAACAUAAGCAUUCAGGUGAAAUAGAAGAGCCUGUGGAAAAGAAAGAAAAAUCAGAAACAAUUAUAGUGAAGGAAGUUGUCAAAGUUAGCCCAGCUGCUGAAAAAGUUCCUGUUACUGCUGAGAAGUCAGCCAUUUCGGCAGAAAAAGUAGUUCCUAUUGAAAAUAUCGUUCCUCCUAGUGAAAAAGUGGAUGUUCUGAAGUCGAGCACAAUUGACUUUAUUGCAUCCGAAAGUCUGAAAGACACGCCGGCCAAACCUGCGAGAAAGGAAAAGUCCAAAGCGCAGCGUAAAAAUUCACCGGUCGAGGUUAUUUCGACAAGUGAAGUCGCCGAUGCACCAGUGAUUUCCGAAUCCACCAAGAUCAUAACAGAAAAUAGUGGAUCUACCACAACUACUGUCACAACCACAACGAUAACUAAACGCAUUACAAAGCGUAUUAUUACAAGAAUCAUUGACGGAAAAGAAGUUGUGAUCGAAGAAGAUGUAGUUGAUGAUGAACCCACAGUCGGAACGGAAGUUGCAAUCAGCGAUGUGGUUGUAGAACCUGAAAAAGUCAUCACCGAAGUAAUUGAGCAUAAAGAAAAGACGCAAAAACCUAUUAAGAAGGAUAGGAAGAAGUCUAAGAGUCCCAAAGAAGAACUUAGGGUAACACCAGAACAGACAGUUAUAACUACCGAGACCACAAGCACACCAUUGAUUGAAAAACCAAAAGAGGAGCAGAAGCCUGUAACUGAGAAAGUUAUUGAAGCUGCAGAGAGCAAAGCUGCCAAAAAGAAGGAUAAGAAAAAGCCAAAGGAGCCGAAAGAACAUGCUCCCGUUGAAAAACUUCCAACAACAAAGGAAGAUACGGUUGCUGCAAACAUCACACAACAACCGGAAAACCACACAAUUGCACAAGUUUCAGAGACAUUGGUGGUUCAUGAAAAACAGCAGUUGGCUGCGGAACCGGUAGAAACCCUAGAAAAUGUUACAUCAAGUAUUACCCAAUUCAUAAACGUCGAAAGAGAAAAGUCGGAAAAACCAACGAAAAAAGACAAGAGAAAGACAAAGGGUCAAAAUGAACCCAAAGAAAUCUCAGUUCCAAAAACUUCAGAAACUGAUAAGGUGAUAGAUGAAAAAGUUGAGAAAACAGACACAUUAACUGCAACCAAAGUAGUUUCGAAUGAGCGCUUUACAACAGAAAGCUCUGUGGAAAUUUUAACUGAGGUUAAAGAUAACUCAGUACCGGCAUCAAUUGAAGAAAUUGGCUCUGAAACUGCGACUGAAAACAUUGAAAGUGUUGAAAAACCCCCACUAGUUGAAGAGGCCACAAUUGUUAAAGAAUCGACACCCGAAUCAGUCAUCGAAAUUCCAGUUGUUCCAGAAUCUCUACCUCAACCGGUUGUGGAAAUUACCACCACCGUUCAAGAAACCCCAAUUGUUAAACAAUCUACACCAGAAACUGUCACUGAAACUCCAAUUGUUCCAGAAUCUACAUCUCAAACUGUUGUGGAAAUUACCACUACGGUCCAAGAGAACCCAAUUGUUGAAGUAUCUACUACCAAAACUGUCGUGGAAACUAUUACAGCUAUGCAAGAAAACCCGAUUGUUAAAGAGGCUACCGUUGAACCAGCGGAAGAAAACGUCGAUGUGAAAUCUGUACAAUCUCCUGUAGUCGAAGGAGAACUAAAUUCAGAAAUCCCUCAAACAGUGUCAGAACAACCCAGUCUUUCAACAAGUAUACACGAUUUCAUAGCUGCUGAAAAGCAGGCGACAGAGAAAUCUUCGAAAACUCAAAAGAAAGAUAAGAAAAAUAAAAAGGACAAGAAGAAAUCAGAGGAAGCAAGUGCGCCCAUUGAUGAGCGCACCGACACUGUUGAGACAGAACUGAUGAACGUAAAUGAGACACCCGUAGAAACCAUAAUAAGCGGUGAAGAAAUUUCUUCAACCGAUGGUUAUGCCACGUCGAUUAUUAAGACUACGACAAGAAAAACCUCGACCUUAACUACACGUACAAAAAUAAUUAGAAUAAUUGAUGGAAAGGAGGAAAUUGUUGAAGAAAACGAAACCACACAGGAAACGCCAAACGAAUCUGUUGAGCACACCAUCAAUGUUGUUGAGGGCAAACCGGUAGCUCACGAUAUUGAACAAAUAAUACAGAAUGUUAAUGAAUAUCAACCUGAUGCGCAAAUUGUUAACAUCACGGAAGAUGAACCAAAAGUCGAAACCUAUUCUAGAACCACCAGUGACGGUAAUAUAACCAAAACGACGACUGUAAUUAAGCGUAGAAUUAUUACGAAAAUUAUUGAUGGAAAAGAAGUGCUCAUUGAUGAAGGUGAAGAUGUAAGCCCAGUUGUAGAGCGAGUGAGUGUGGUUGAAAAUCAACCAGCAUUUAUUAAGGAAACCAUGAUUUCGCCUGUCAUCGAAAACACACCGAUAGAACCAAUUAUUACUGACGAACCAGUGCAAGCGCCAGUUGUAGGGUCCGUUGAUGUAGUUGUUGAAGACAACGUAACAACCAGUGUCACCGAUUUCAUUAACGCUGAAAAGCAAAAAACCGACAAACCACAAAAACCUGCUAAAAAAGACAAGAAAGAGAAAAAUAAAGCUAAAACCGAAAAACAGAUGCAGGCAACAGUUAUCGAUACAUUUGUGUCGGAAGAGAAUAGCUCACAGGCAAAUGCACCGGUUACGAAGGUUGAGGAAAUACCAGUUGAGCCAAUCGAGAAGCGUCCGGAAGAGACGGUAUCGGAGCUUUCGGUGGAACCCGCCGCGCCUGUAGAAAAGCCAACGAAACAUGUUGCCUUCGCUAUAGAUGUUGAACCGGUUGAAACCAAUGUGGAAUUUACACUACCUGUUCCUAAGAAACGAACAGAUAUUAAAACUUUGACAAAUGACUUUUUGAGCGGCGAAAAACAAACACAACAACCAAUUGUACAGAAAGUCGCUGAAAUUACAAUUACAGAGCCACAGCCUCUUUUAGAAACCACAGAGCCCCUGAAUGAAAUAAGUGCAAUACCAAACAGAACGGAAAAAGAAACUACAGUAGACGAUAAUGGAGUCGUAAAGACCACGACGGUACGCAAGACCAAAUUUGUUAAGAAAAUAACACAGAAAAAACAAGAAUCGCCUGAGCCGCAAAACGUGCCAACGCCAACAGAGAACAUUGACGUGGCAGAGGAAGCGAAAGAGGAGCCCACAAUUGAAAAAUCCGAAUCGAUUGUGCGUGAAGUAGCAGACAGUGGUGUCGUAAAAACGACCACCGUACGUACAAUAAGCAUCAAGUCACAGAAUGUCAACGAAAGUGAAGUCUCCGAGGCUACAGAAGAAGUGGCCGAAAAGGAAACAACAUCAAUACCCACAACCGCAGAAGAAGAAAAGAUCUCGAAAGUAGAUACAACUGAGACUUUAACAAUCGGUGAUGUACCAACUAUAGACGAACAAAAACUUACAUCAGUUGAAACGGAUGAAACGUACAGCGGUGAGGUUAUUAAGACAAUUCGUGUGCGUAAAACGAAAACCGUGAAAAAGAUUACACAAAACGUGGAAGAAUCCACGACGGAAAACAUUAGCACGGAUGUUGCGGCAAGAAAAGAUACUGAGAGUCAAUUAUUAGCUGAAGAGCCCAACAACAUUGUGACAGAUGCCGAUGACAAUAAUGGUGUAGUAAAAACUGUAACUGUACGUACGACAAGCUUCGUGCGACGUAUACCGCAUGAUUCCUCUGUCACGACGACGGAUGAGACAACACAAUCGGAAACGAGUGAAACCAACAGUGAAGAAAAACAAAGAAAAUCACCUAUGCUCAUUGAAGAGCCAAGUGAAAGCUCAACAACCACUACACAAAUGGACGGCGCUAUCAUAAAAACAACAACAAUACGUACAAUGAGAUUAAACAAGACUAUUGCUUCAGAUGGGCGUAUACUAUUGAAAGAGAUAGAUAAUCCAGAUGACGUCAUAGUUACCUCCUCAAUUGAAAUGCCCGACCAGGCAACAAUGCCGGAAGAAACGAUCCCUGACGUCACUGUAUCGUCUGAAACUUUGACAACGGCAUACGUACCCACUGAAAGCACUAGUGCAAAGGUCCAACCAAGUGGUAUUGAUGAGGUUCAAAUUAUUGAUUCGGCAAAUAAUGUACAAACGAAAGCACAGAGUACUGGCAUUAAGGUAGUUGAUAUCGAAACAAAAGAGUUGCCAAAUGUUGAGGAACAGCUAAACACGCAAGAAACCAGCUCCACUGAUAGUACGCAAAUCUCUAGCACCACCACCUCUGACAUUACAGUCACCAAUAAGACAUUGAUCACACAAACUAACGAACAAUCUACCCAAUCCACCACUACCGUCACCAAACGCACCAGACUGACCACCAUACAAAGACCUAGUUUUGAAACUCAAGACAGCGAACCAUUACAACUUGUUAGUGAACAAUACAAUACCCCACAUAAAUCAGGUGAAAUACGAAAAAUAGCGCUCAUAACUCAUGAGGAGAAGUACAAAGAACCUAAAAUGAGAAUGCAUUUCGAUUUCCCACCUGUUAGUCUACAAGUUACCGAGACCUUAACCCAAACGUUAGAGAAUGCUGCAAGUACUUCCGAAGAGAAGAAGCUUGUAGAAGAAGUGGUCAAUCAGCAAGUGCACACAGAAAGCACUGAAGUAGUUAACCAAAAGGUAGAGUUAGAAACAGAGACACAGCGUAAGGUAGCAGAGAAGCUUAUUGAAGAGGUAGAUGUAGUUAGCAACGUAACUUCGACACCAAUUGUGUCCGAUACGGCAACCACGCAUGAAAAGGUAGAUGAAAUAGUUGAAGAGCAGAAAUUGCAAACUCGCACAGAAAAGACGGAUUCACUUAUUGAAAAGGUGUCCGAAGAGCGUUUACAGGAAGAAUUCAAUAUUGAAAUUAAUGAGAGCAAAUCACAAAAUGUUGAACCAGUCACACCAACAAUAGCCGUUGGAAAUGUGGCAGUGUCCGCCGCUAUACCUGUAGAAGUAGGAAGUCAGAUUGUAGAAAAGUUAGGAGAAACCGUUGUUACACAGGCUAAAUCGGUAGAUACACAAGACUUUGUAACCGAUUUGACCGCGGAGGAGCAAGAACUAUUUGAGGAUAUUAAGAAGAAGCUGUCAAAGAAAGACAAAAAGAAGCGUCCAGCGCUACCUGAAGAUUUCUUCAAACAACAAGAAAUCGAUAGCACCGUACAAUUAAUUACAGAGGAACGUUUAGUUAGCGAAACUAGUGGCUUAGAGAAACAAGAACAUGUAGUAGAAGACUUGUUAGUUGUCAAAGAACCACAAAAAAAUACUGUAGUAGAGCAAAAUAUACCCAGUGAAUUGGUUAAAGAGGAAACAAGCCAGACAGACGAACUUUAUCACAAAUUAAUUGAAAAUGAAGAUUUCGUUAUUGAGUCGCAUGUUGAGCUUAUAGAAGAACCAAAGGUUGAAGAAGAAGAAGUGCAAGACAUAACAAAAUUGCCUGAAGUAAACGAACCCACUAAUAUUGCUAACGCUAAUGAAUUACCUGCUGCUAAACCCAGCGCUAGCGAUCUAACUGAAGAACCUAGUGCUAGUACUUCUUCAUUAACUUGCUUUGAAGUGCCUAAAUAUAAUAUAACCGAACUGCAAUUAGCCGAAAAGAGUUAUAUUGAAGUGAGUAGCAAACACCCUGAACCCAAAACAGAAGACUUACCCCAGCAAAAUGAAGAUACCCCAGUUAGUGCUGUAAAUGAUAGGGACACAAGUGAAAUUCCAAGUGAAAUAAUUUACGAAUUACCGAAAUACGAUGUCUCUGCUCUGGCGCGAGCUGAAUAUAAAUACCACAUCCAGAACCCAGACGUUGAAGCACCUAAAUUGGAGGCCCCUACAACUGAGGUAAGUGAUUUAGAAGAAUCAAACUUAGUUAAGAAGCUAGCAGAGGUUGAGUUAGGUGAAAAAGAAGAUAAGUUCGUUUCUGAAACCACAACCACAAUAACAACCACAACAACAACCACGAUUUCAACAAAGGAAGAUAUUUCUGAAACUGCGAAAACCGAAAUAGUGAAUGUUGAAGCACCAGUAAUUGAGCCUCAUAAGGAAGUGCCCAAGCAAAUCAUCGAAGUAACAGAGACUGUAUCAGUAGAACCGGCUGAAGAGUUGAAGCGUGAAGAAAAAUCAACUGAUUCUCACCAUGUUGUAGAGACACCAGUCACGACUACUACUACAAAUAUUACGACAGUUACCACUGCAAGUAAUCUUGCUGCAACUGCACUUAACUAUGAAAUUUUGGAAAUACCUAAGUAUAACUUAGAAGCCAUUAAAUUAGCUGAGAAAUUAUUCGUGACAAGCAUAGCUAAGCAAACAGCUGACGUUGAAUCAGAAACUGAAAUACCACAAAAACAGGAACCUGUGGAAAUUGUGGAUGCUUACAAAGACGAAGUUGCUAAGCCGCUGGUAACUGAAACAAUAUCCGAAACUACGCGGACACCUGCAGGACCACACUUCUACUCCUUUGAAGUUCCAAAGUAUGAUCAUAAAGCUUUGUUCGCUGCUGAGAGUUAUUUACCAUUGUUCAUUGGCCAGCGCGAGGACGAAGAACAGGUUAGCACUGUUAUCACUGAAACAGUGGAAGUACAGACACAAGAUACAAAACCUUUGGAAGAAAUCAAAGCACAAGAAGAGACAACCAUCACAAACGUUGAAGAAGCGAAAUCAGUUACUACUACCUCCACCACUAUCGUUACGGUAACAACUGAGACAACUGUUUCCGAUCCAAAACCAGUAGAGGAAACUUCUUUAGUAGUUGAAGAGAAACCAAUCGAAAAGGUUGAGGAAGUUAAACCAGUAGAAGAAGUUGCUGUAGUGGUUGAAGAGAAACCAAUCGAAAAGGUUGAGGAAGUGAAACCAGUAGAAGAAGUCGUUGAAGUGAAAGCUGUAGUGGAACAACCCACUGCACCCGUCAAGGAAGAACCCAAGAAACCUGCUUACGCUGGUCUCCCAAUUGACGAAUCUUCUGGUACUUGGAUGGAUGUCCUCGAUGAACCAAUGGUAUUCUCUGACGAAGAAGAAAAACCCGAGGAACCUGUUACAGAGACUAUCUCUCAGACUACUACAACAACUACUGUAGUUACUGAAACAAUAGAAUCAACGACUUCAGAACCGAAAACAGUAGAAGAAGUAUCUGUAGUGGUUGAAGAGAAACCUAUCGAAAAGGUUGAGGAAGUUAAACCAGUAGAAGAAGUUGUUGAAGUGAAAGCUGUUGCGGAACAACCUACUGCACCCGUCAAGGAAGAACCCAAGAAACCUGCUUACGCUGGUCUCCCAAUUGACGAAUCUUCUGGUACUUGGAUGGAUGUCCUCGAUGAACCAAUGGUAUUCUCUGACGAAGAAGAAAAAACCGAGGAACCUCUUACCGAGACUAUCUCUCAGACUACUACAACAACUACUGUAGUAACUGAAACAAUAGAAUCAACGACUUCAGAACCGAAAACAGCAGAAGAAGUAUCUCCACUGGUUGAAGAGAAACCUAUCGAAGAGGUUGAGGAAGUUAAACCAGUAGAAGAAGUUGUUGAAGUGGAAGCUGUUGCGGAACAACCUACUGCACCCGUCAAGGAAGAACCCAAGAAACCUGCUUACGCUGGUCUCCCAAUUGACGAAUCUUCUGGUACUUGGAUGGAUGUCCUCGAUGAACCAAUGGUAUUCUCUGACGAAGAAGAAAAAACCGAGGAACCUGUUACCGAGACUAUCUCUCAGACUACUACAACAACUACUGUAGUUACUGAAACAAUAGAAUCAACGACUUCAGAACCGAAAACAGUAGAAGAAGUAUCUGUAGUGGUUGAAGAGAAACCUAUCGAAAAGGUUGAGGAAGUUAAACCAGUAGAAGAAGUCGUUGAAGUGAAAGCUGUAGUGGAACAACCCACUGCACCCGUCAAGGAAGAACCCAAGAAACCUGCUUACGCUGGUCUCCCAAUUGACGAAUCUUCUGGUACUUGGAUGGAUGUCCUCGAUGAACCAAUGGUAUUCUCUGACGAAGAAGAAAAACCCGAGGAACCUAUUACAGAGACUAUCUCUCAGACUACUACAACAACUACUGUAGUUACUGAAACAAUAGAAUCAACGACUUCAGAACCGAAAACAGUAGAAGAAGUAUCUGUAGUGGUUGAAGAGAAACCUAUCGAAAAGGUUGAGGAAGUUAAACCAGUAGAAGAAGUUGUUGAAGUGAAAGCUGUAGUGGAACAGCCUACUGCACCCGUCAAGAAAGAACUCAAGAAACCUGCUUACGCUGGUCUCCCAAUUGACGAAUCUUCUGGUACUUGGAUGGAUGUCCACGAUGAACCAAUGGUAUUCUCUGACGAAGAAGAAAAAACCGAGGAACCUGUUACCGAGACUACCUCACAAUCUACUACUACCACAACUAUUGUAGUUACGGAAACAGUAGAAUCAAAGACUUCAGAACCAAAACCAUUAGAAGAAGUUUCUGUAGUGGUUGAAGAGAAAUCUAUUGAAAAGGUUGAGAAAGUGGAACCAGUUGAAGAGGUCGUUGAAGUAAAAGCUGUUCCAGGGCAACCCACUGCACCUGCCAAGGAAGAACCUAAGCAAGAAGAACUUAAAGCAUCGGCAAGCACUUGGAUGGAUGUGCACGAAAAACCAAUCUCAAGUUGGGCGGACAUUGUUACUGAGACAAUCGAGCAAGAACAACCAGUCAAAGAGAAAGAGAAAUUCAAUAAAAAGAAGACCAAAAAGGAUACAAUUAGAGAUGCAUUGCCGGAGGUACAGCGUGGACGUGUGCCUGUGCAUGAAAGUGCCUCAGCUUUUAUAGAGCAGGAAAGACAGCACACUAUGGAUGCAAAAAGCAAACCUGAGCUCAAAGUACAGCCGAAAGAUAUUCCUCAUAUUAAAACACCAGCCACAACUAUGUCGUGGUCCGAUAUAGUAAAACAAGAGAGCAAUGGGGCUAAACGGGAAAAAUCUGCUGAAAAGAGAGAAUUGUCGGUUCCUAAAAACACCAGUGUAGAUAUUGAGGUGUCACAAGUUGAUGUGCCUGAGGUUUCGGAUUCUCUCAGAUUAGAAAUAGUGACGAAAUCUGUUGAGGAUAAAACACCAAAGGAAAAGACGAAGAAGCAAAAGUUCAGAAAGACCAAGAUGGAAGAACCGCCAAAAGAAUCUUACACGGUUCAAUCAUAUCCACAGGAAUCUACGAAUAUUGAGCAACCCAUUUCGACUACUGCUUUGCCAUGGUCUGUUAUUGUUAGUCAAAAUGUUGUUGAAGUUCCGAUUACAAAUAUAGGCGAAAUCGCGCAAAUUGCUGAACAGAGAACACGACAGAUUAAGAACGUUGAAAGCACAUUAAAACAAAUCCCGGUUGUGGAACAUUCCCAGCAUAAACCUAGCAAAGAACAGAUACAAACAUUUAUUGGACAUGAAAUUCACCAUUCCAAAACUUCACGGUCAAAACCGGCUGCAGAAGCGUCAACAACUUCUACACCUAAUGAACCUGUUAAAGAUACUUUGCCUGCAGACAACGAAGUUGUUGAAGUCUCUUUAUCUUGGUCAGAUAUGGUUAAUGAAGAACAAGAAGAGCAAAUUGUGCCACAACCAGUUAUUGAAACUCCCUCAGAGCCAGUAAACAGGCCAAACACUUUGGAAGAAAUACAAUCGCUCCAGAAGGCUGAGUUAAUAGAUGAAGAGAAACUGACUGACAAACCAGAACCAACGCAUCCGAAAGAAAAGAAAGAGAAAUCAAAGAAGCAAAAGCCUAAGAAAGAGAAACGGGGAACUUCUGCAUCAGAUGAAACCGGAAAAGCUCAAAUUAUAGAAGCUACUACAAUUGUUGAACCUGUUAAACACGAAGAACCUGUCAAACAAGAAGAAACUGUCACGCAAAAACCAGUGGUUGUGCCAUCAGUUUGGUCUAGAUCUGAAACGUACGCAGAAGUAGUGAGAAAGUCUGGUUUGACUGAAAAAUCUAAAAUUCGAUAUCAGGAGCCAGAAGUAAAAUCUGAUGGGCUAGAUAAAUCGCCCGAAACCGAAGCAUCAAGCGAUAACUUCGACAUACAUUAUUCUCUAGAAAAUGUUGCAGAGUUAGAGCAGGAGCAAUCAGAUAUCAUUUCUGAGGAACAUACAGAAAAUGCUACAACUUUACCAGAAGUCGAACCCGUAGUUGAGUUUGAAAUACCUCAGAAGCCAUCAUUUACCGAAACAGAAAGUUCCGAAUUACCAACUGAAACGACUGAAUUGUCAUGGAAAGAAAUAAUCGAAAAUGAAGAUGCAGAUCAAGUACAACCAGAAAUAACUUCGUGGGCAUCUGAAAUGACGUGGAAGGAAAUAAUGGAGGAUAAAAACCAACAUUCAACAGAACCAGGAACAUCAUCUUGGGCGUCUAUCGUUAGAAGUUUUGCUCCACAAGAAUCUGAAGAAAAGCCAUUCGUAUCACAAGAGAGUAAAGAAUUUGAAGGCACCGUGACUUCAACUCGUACAUCGCGCCCAAUAGAACGUCCAAUUAUUCAAAUUACGGAAUCGUCAACUCUGACUGAGGAAACUGAAAGGAAAAAUGAUGAAGGAUUCCUUGAGGCCGUUUCUAAGAAAGAAAAACAAAGAAGAAGAUCACGAUCUCGUUCACAGCAAUCUGUACCAGAAGAGGUAACACGAUCUCAAAAGCAUACAAAAACGAAAAAAGAGAAGCAGACCAAACCAGUUCGUCAAGACCUUACUACAGACCAACCAAAGGCUAUUCUAUCAGAUAGUUUAACGGCCAAAAUACCUUUACAAGAACCCCAACAGGUCUCCAAAAUAGUUGAAGACAAAAAGGUAGAAACACAGCAAAAAAUUAUAACACCACUUACAACCGGGCUAUCGUGGGCUGCAAUAGCUGCACAAAAUGUACCAGAGCCAGUCCAACAUAUAAGGCCGCUUUAUGAUGAACUACCAACCGAACCUGCAGAAAUUGAAUCUAGCGUUAUCGCUGAAGAAAAAUUGCCUGCGAAAACCACAAUUGCGCUAGAACCUGAAACGAAGGAAAAAGCCAAAAAAUCCAAGAAAAAGAAUAAGAGAAAACCUGCGGAAAACAUUGAGCCAGGAGACAUGGGUGUAGAAUUGUCUGAAGAAAAGACUGAAAGCAUUAAACCGACAUCUACCGCGCCCACUACAUCCGAUGUCUUUGUAAGCCAAACAUCGUAUUGGUCUGCCAAAUUGAAGCCUCAACUAAAGGUUUCAACGACUGAAGUCGAUGCAAAAUCUGUUGAACAGGUUCCUGAGAAUAUAGAAGUUUCUGACAUUAUACAGACUACCGAAGAAGUUACCGUACAAUCACCAACAAAUCAGCCAACUACAUGGUCAGCACUCAUACAAACUGAAACUACCGUAUUUCCAGACCCAAUAAUCGAUAGUCAGCAGCCUGAACAGUCGGUUCCAUGGACAACACUUGUUGUAAGUAAAACAACAGAUUUCCAAGCGCCCAAAGCACAAGAAGUCACAAAUGCUACAACUGAUUUCCUUAAUCAAGAAAGAACUUCAGCAGACAAGCAAACAUCUGUAAAAGUUAAGGGCUUUUCGUAUGCUGAUGUUGUAAAGACCGAAGAGCUUCCUGCGCAGGUAAUCAAAACAGUUCCUGUAAAGGAGUCAUCUAUCAUGACUCAAAGUGUGAAAGGAUCACCAAAGGUUAUCGAUGUAUUUGAGUCAACUAGUAAACCUUAUACUUCUCAAGAACCUAAACAAACCGUUCAGAAAUCAACUAAGAAUGUUGAAGUGGUACAAACGACUACAGUGAAAACUACAGAACAGGAGCUUGUGAAAGAACCUGAAGUUGUUGAAAUACUAGAACCAACUAAAGAACCUGAAAGUCCUCAGGAGCCUGAACAAAGCAUUGAGGAAGCAACCAAGGUGGUUGAGGUGGUAGAAACGAUUACAGUCGAAACUACAGAACCCGAGCUUGUGAAAGAACCUGAUGUUGAAGAAAUACUGGAACCAACUAAAGGACUUGAAACUCCUCUUGAGACUGAACGUAGCGUAGAGGAAUCAACGAUGGUUGUAGAAGUAGUGGAGACAACCACAGUUGAAACUACUGAACCCGAGCUUGUGAAAGAACCUGAAGUUGUUGAAAUACUGGAACCAACUAAAGAACCUGAAAGUCCUCAGAAGCCUGAACAAAGCAUUGAGGAAGCAACCAAGGUGGUUGAGGUGGUAGAAACGAUUACAGUCGAAACUACAGAACCCGAGCUUGUGAAAGAACCUGAUGUUGAAGAAAUACUGGAACCAACUAAAGAACUUGAAACUCCUCUUGAGCCUGAAAGUAGCGUAGAGGAAGCAACCAAGGUUGUUGAAGUGGUACAAACUACAACAGCGGAAACUACAGAACCCGAGCUUGUGAAAGAACCUGAAGUUGUUGAUAUACUGAAACCAACUAAAGAACCUGAAAUUGUUGAAAUACUGGAACCAACUAAAGAACCUGAAAGUCCUCAGAAGCCUGAACAAAGCAUAGAGCAAGCAACCAAGGUGGUUGAGGUGGUAGAAACGAUUACAGUCGAAACUACAGAACCCGAGCUUGUGAAAGAACCUGAAGUUGUUGAAAUACUGGAACCAACUAAAGAACCUGAAAGUCCUCAGAAGCCUGAACAAAGCAUAGAGGAAGCAACCAAGGUGGUUGAGGUGGUAGAAACAAUUACAGUCGAAACUACAGAACCCGAGCUUGUGAAAGAACCUGAUGUUGAAAAAAUACUAGAACCAACUAAAGAACUUGAAACUCCUCUUGAGCCUGAACGUAGCGUAGAGGAAUCAACGAAGGUUGUAGAAGUAGUGGAGACGACUAAAGUCGAAGCUUCAGAACCCGAGCUUGUGAAAGAACCUGAUGUUGAAGAAAUACUAGAACCAACUAAAGAACUUGAAACUCCUCUUGAGCCUGAACGUAGCGUAGAGGAAGCAACCAAGCUUGUUGAAGUGGUACAAACUACUACAGUGGAAACUACAGAACCCGAGCUUGUGAAAGAACCUGAAGUUGUUGAAAUACUGGAAGCAACUAAAGAACCUGAAAGUCCUCAGGAGCCUGAACAAAGCAUAGAGGAAGCAACCAAGGUGGUUGAGGUGGUAGAAACGAUUACAGUCGAAGCUACAGAACCUGAGCUUGUGAAAGAACCUGAUGUUGAAGAAAUACUGGAACCAACUAAAGAACUUGAAACUUCUCUUGAGCCUGAGAUUGUAAGACAAGAAAUCGAAGUGAAGGAUCCAAAACGUGAUAUAACUAAGGAUUUCCUCGCAACAGAAAUAGCUAUGCAGGUUAAAGAUCAACAGUUAAAGGUUACUGAACCUGAAAAUCGUGAAGAAGUGGUUGUAAGUGUUCAAGAAACUGAACUAAGAAAGGAACCAGAAGUAGUUGAAGAACAGAUUAGUACCUCUUUACCAGAUCAAAUCGUAGACUUUAUUGAAGGCGAACGUGUAUCUAUAAUCUCACAAAUUGAAAAAGAUCCAAAGAAGAUUGAAGGGUUAGGUAUUGAUUUUAACCAAGCCGAUAACGAGUAUGCAGUUAUCGGGCCUAUCGACUUCUCUGAUAAUGACGAUAACGACCUUUUGUGGGAGAAUAUGCGUUUAGAUAGUAGUACCUUAUUGCGUCAAAAUUAUGAAGAGUAUGAGUCAAAAUUACGAUUAGUUUUAGAUGCAGUAACUUCGAAAACGGAAGUGCCAUCUGAGGAAGAGAUAACCAAGUCUCCUCAUUCUGUUGAACUUGUAGAGCAACCAGCUAGUGCUGAUGAUGUGCCAUCUUCCGAAGAUAUAAUAAAGACUGCUCAAUCUAUCGAACCUGUAGAGCAACCAUCUAGUUCUGAUGUAUUGACUGAUGAAUUCUUGCUUAACCUUAGUCGAGAUACCUUUAUAAGACAAGUGCAUAGCUAUACUCAAUUGACGCAAUGCGAACGUUAUUGGACACUUUUCGUAGAGUCUAAUAUUCACACCGAACUUGUACAAAAGACUGAAACUAUAAUGGCCGAACCAGUAGUGGUUGAAGCCGUUAUAGAACCAAUUGAUGAACAUAAGACACAAAAGACUGAAAUACCAGCUUUAACAGAGCAAAUCAUUCCUACAGAACUAUCACAACCAACUGCUUCGAAUCUUGACACGCUAUGUAGAAACUUGUACAUGGAUGUGUGGCAACACGACACUAACGUCGAACUGGUGGUGAAUAGAAACGAACCGACAGUUGAAAGUGUGAUCUCGGUAAACGAAGACAAAGAAAAACCCACUGAAACGGUGACUGUAAUUGACGAACUGACUGAAGAAGAACAGAAUAAACAGACAAUAGACAUUGAAGAAAACAAAGAAGAUGACAAAGAAGAAGAAGAAGAAGAGGAGGAAGAAGAAAAAGUUGAAGAAGUCGACAAUAACAACACAGAUCGUGACUUUGAUGAACACAAACGUGACGACCGUGACGACCCUGGUAGUGGCAGUAGUGGUAAUGUUACACCCACACCUGAACCCGACACCAAUGCGUACAAUCCAAAUCAAAGCUGUUCCUCAGAGUACAUGUCAACCGAUUUGCCAGGUGGUGUAGGUCAUUGGCACGAUCAAAGCACAUAUCUCGCUUUGGAUGCCGCCGCGGGUGAUGAACCCGAAGCGACAACCCUAACAGAGACCGAAACAGAAUUUGUACACUCAGAAGUGCCGCUUGAGUUACUAACCGAAACUAAAACGCAAGUAGUACUAACACCAACAGCAACUGCAACGCCGUCAGUGUCCAAUAUUGUAAAUGUGUCCGAAACAACUCAACCCAUCCCAAUCCCAACCCUAUCCCAGACACCAACACCCAUUCCAACACCAGCGUCACCAAUCAUUACCCAAACCGAAAAUGUACCCACUACCACCAAUGUCGAAAGCGACACCACAAGUAAGCUAACCCAAUUGGCGGGCGCCAUUAUUAAUACCGUUAAUGUGGCAACCCACGUAACAAAUGCGGCAAUAACGGCAACUAAGGAAGCAGCAACAGUUGUGCUUGCGCCCAUCGUAACGGCGGCAAUCAGCGAUAAGGCAACAACACCGCAAACAAACGCACAAAAUACAAUACCAACAACAGCAACAACGCAAGAUACGAAGUUCGAAGCAGACAAAGUUGUUGAGUCGACGGUGACACUUCCAGCGGCUACCGUUGAAGAGACGGUGACGCUGGCAACAACAACUGAAGCACCGUUGCAAACGCAAACAAUAGCAACGACAACAACAACAGCAACGGAAACUGAGUCGGUCGGUUCAGCUGUGCAACCAGCGGUGCUGGCGCCAGCUGUGGCACCCCUUGCUCCCCUUGCACCGCUGACUACAACGCAAACAACAACAACGACGACAACGGUCACCGACGAGUUGUAUCGCCCCGAAUUCGUGGUGCGUACCGAGUCCAAUGUGAUUAAGCGUACGACGACAACAACAACAGUAACGACCACCACCACCGGCAGCGGUACAACGACGACGGCCAGCGAUGCAAGCGCUAGCCUAUUGCGUCAGCAACAACAACAACAACAGCAGCAGGACUUAACGCACGAUAUCGAAGAUUUACUGCAAUCCCUAUCGACGGUCGAAGAUGGCAUUGGUAAUUUGCCGAGCGCAAGUUUGGAUGGCAUGCUGCAAGGAUUGAAGCUAAUCCAAGAGAAUCUGGAAUACCAAGAAAAGGAAGCAACACGUCUACAAGAAAUCGGACAAACACUACCAACAGAUCCCGGCACUGAGCGUAUACUCAACGAGAUCAAAGAUCGUAUUGAUCUGUUAUUGCGUCGCACACAGCAAGGCAUCACAAUGAUAGCGAAUGCCAUGCAUGGUCAGAAGAAGCGCGAGGAAGAACUCAACGAAUACCAAAUGCAUUUGAUUGCAUUGCAGGAAUGGAUUAUGGAGGUAUCGCAACAGCUUAAAGACCUCGAACCGACACCCGAAGUCGCCGAGGAUGAGGAGCAGCUCAAAACGCAAGCCGAACGCAGUCAGCAAUUGCUACGCACGCUCAAGGAUAAACAACAAUCACUGGAAGAGUUAGUCGAGAAGACGCGUCUACUGCAGCAACAUGAAGACGUUGCACCAAUGGCCUGUGAUCUGAUGGAUCAGCUUGAGCUUAUUAUCACGUUGCUGCGUGAACAAAUCACAGUCGCCACGACACGCAUUUAUACCAUCGAGAAGACUAUUGUGGAGUUGCGCAAAGCUAGACAGGAGGAAGAGCACCGCAAGCGUGUAGCAGCCGACGCUUUAAUACAGCCACCAAUCAGCGCACCAGUAUCCAUUGAAUCAAAUGCUAGCACCAUUGAUUCGACUCCAAUGCCAGAGGAGGAAGUUAAACCAGUGCAAAUACAAGCGCUCGCAGUAGAAACCCAAACGUCCGAGAGUCUUGCCGUACCACAACCGCAACCAGUUGUGGAGACAUACACAGUUGAGGCGCAAACUAGUUUCGCAGAAACAGUUGUGCCAUUAGCGCCUUUCGUUGAAACCACUGAGACUGCCAUGCAGACGCAGAAGGAGCGUAAGCCUACCGAGAAUAUUUUAGUCACCUCAACCAUACAAGCCGGUCAGGAAACUAUACAGAUUGACACGAUACCGAAUAAAGAGAUACCUGAAGUGCCAGAGGAUGUCGAAAUCGAAGCGCGUUAUCAUCAACAACCGCAAGGAGAUGUGGAUCGUGCCACCGAACUGGUAUUGAAGAAUGUACCGCAAGCAUUCGAAACCACCUUUGUUGAACCCGACCAAACUACCACCGAAGUUGUGGUGGAUGCGGAUGGUACAAAGCACAUUAUUGUGAAGAAAGUAACGCGCACACGCCAACAGGUCGUACAGCAUCAGCAAAUCAGUUCAAUUGCCACAGUCACGGAUGCCGAUGGUAAUAUACAAAUACAAUCCACCGGACAAUUGAAUUUGGAAAAUGUGCAAACUGCCGAUACCAGUGGUGACGAUCAGCGCGGCUAUCAGACGGUAAUAACGCAGCAAACACGCGGUACUGUCGUAGACGGUUCCGAUUCGAAUGCGGUGGUCGUUAAGGAGUUCGAAACGGAGCCAACAAUCGAACGUUUUGAACAACUGCAAACACCUGAGGGCCAACAAACCGAAAUGAUUACCGUUGUUAGUGAGGGUCCGACAACCACGGCCACUUCGCAAAGCAGCAUACGCGCGGUUGUGCAGCAAGUAACGCGUAAAAUUAUACGAAAGACGCGUAAGAUUAUUAAGCGCAUCGUGGUAAUCGAUGGUGUGGAACAUGUCACCGAAGAGGUGGUUGAAGAGCCAGAAGAAAUCGAGGUCAGUGAAGAAGAGUUGCCGCCACAGGUGAAUGUGAAUAUCAUACGCACCGUCAAUGGCAAAGUGGUGACCGAGGAAGAGUUCGAGCGGCUGACGAAAGAACCUGGCGUGGUAAUUGAAGAGGUUUCGACUGAUUUGUUGGAACCGCAGUUGCCACAGACAAGCGCACCUGUAGACGAGGCUGUGCCGUUAGUGACAGACUCGACGCAGCCGCAACAGGUAUUUGAAAUUGAAUCUUCUACUAUAACUACUACAACAACACAAACACAACCAACAACAACCAGUAUUACAACAACAAGUACUACAGAAAGAACAACAACAACAUCAACAGACCAAGCACCAGUAGAAUUUGUUGAUUUGCCCGCACCAAAAGUAGUUGAACAAAGAGUAAUUGAAACCGUAGAAACUACUAGUACUAGCCCUGUUAAUAUUCCAGCGGACUUAAGUACAACACCUUAUGAACAGACAAUAGUAAUUGAAGAGGUAGUUUCACCAAGCGUACAAACCAUCGAACCAACUAAACUCAUUGAAAAUAUUCAUGAGAUUUGGCCAAAAGAACAUCAUUUGGUGCCAACUGAUAUCGAUUUCUCUCAUCAUCCCGAUGACGCAACUAAACCAUUGCUUGAGACAUAUGAAGUUAAAGCAACCACUGAGUCCAAACCAGUGGAUACUGUUUGGCCAGUUGAUGAAGAUACGGGUUAUCCGGUUUCUCUGGAAGAAUACAAAUUUGAAAAAGUUGUAGAACCCAAGGAAAAACCUAAAGAAAGUGAACCAGAUCAGAGGACGGCAACGUUGACAACAACAACUAUUACAACAGUCACCACUGAGCAGUUACCGCCUGAGAAAGUUAUAACCGAAACCACUGAAAUAUCUGCACCCGCUGCCACUGAAUUAGUUAUGCCGCAAUUGGCUCCAUUUAAAGAGCCGGAAACUUUGGUCUCCGAGCAAAUCCCAUCUGCAGUAUUACCACCAGAUGCUACCGAGCCAGCAUCACAUGUUUCUGAACCACAAGUAAUAACAUCGGUUAAAGAACCUGAAGUUUCGCCAAUUGAAACUCAAGAACCUACUCCCGUACCUUCUGAAUCAACAGUAUUAGAACCAGAACUACCAUCCUCACAAGUCACCAUUGUCAAGGAAGUACCUGAAGAGAGACCAACACAAUCUGAAGAAAAGCUAGUAACUGAUGUUGCCACAACCGCAGACGAACCAGAAACAAUUAUUGUGGAAACACCUGCCAGCGAGCUUGUUUCAUUAACAUCUACCGAAACAGUUACUAAAACUCCACCAGAGGACAAGUUUUUGCAACCGUUACCUGCCGAAAAGUCUCAAAUCGACAUACGUGCUGCCACACAGCUCUUUAUUUCUGGCGAAGUGUUGGCCACUGACAGUGAUUCUCCACGAAAAUCAUUCACAGUGACUGCGCCAUCUAUUGAGCAAACCGGCAGCGGUGUUUUGAAAGUUGUUAUGACACCUGAGGAAGAUAUUGACCCUAAACAAUUGCCACCCAAAGUGAGUAUGACAAUUGUUGAAACCUCAACGGUGACCGAAACAGAACGCGAGGAUACCACAUCGCGCGGCGAUGAAUUGAAUCUCACACCUGCCGAUGCCAAGCGAAGUCGUAAGAAAAAGAAAAGAAAGGAAGAUGUCGAACCUGAAUUUGAGCAGAGUGAAGAGGAACCUAAGGUUGAGAAAUCUGAGGUGCCUGUGUCCAAAAUUUCAGUGUCCGAAAUCGACAUUGAAUCUCCACGUGAAACUGGAUAUGAAGCUGAUGACGUAUCCCUUUAUGAUUAUGAAAAUGAAGAUUCUAGAAAGAUGCGACAUAAGCGAAAGAAGCAGAGAUCAAGAAUACCUGAAGAUGCCGAGUCUCAUGUGCCGUCAUCAGAAGCAACACCGCGUGAUAUUGAUACACCCAGUUUGGAAUCUGAAGGUAAAGUUAGGCAGGAGGUGAUUGCCGAGAUUAGCCCUGAAAGUGAAGCGACCAGCAUUGAAAUAGAUACUUCAGUGAAGGUUGUGGAGGAAGCGGUUGUAUCGCCAGAUUCUGAUUCACCACGUGCACCGCUUACGGAGCUAGUAAUUCCUACCGAGGUAAUAGAAGUUUCAUACGUGGAAGAUGAACAGCAACAAACCACCCCACGUGAAGAACCGUCUGCACCGAUCUAUGAAGAACCCAUCAAAGAGAUCAAAUCAUCCCAGACAUCUCCCGAACAUAAGCCCAAACAAGAAGAAAUAUCCUUGCAGACAAGCAUUGACGUUGUACCAGAAAGUCAAGAGACUGAGGCGCAGACGAUCACAGUUGAAAUAACGGAUACUGAAAUGCAGACAACACCACGUUCUGAGGAGCCAGUUACACAAAUAGCUCCUGAGCCAAAACAAACUGAAGAAGAAGAAGUACAAACUGAGGCACCUUAUUCAGAACCUUUGCCACAAGUAGAAGUACCCGCUAAGCCAGAAACCACAGAAAUAUCAAGCCAAACAAUUGUGGUUACCACCAUUGAAAAGGAACUACAAACUACACCUAAGGAAUCACCACGCUCACCUGAGGCAAGUACCAGCGAUGUCGUUCAACCUUUAGUACACGAGCUGGUCAAGGAUUUAACUACAGAUUUACCAACUGAAAAGGUUGAAAAAUCUGACCAAGCUAUUGGCACAGAUCACACAGUCACUCAUGAGACUUACGUACAAACUCUCACACCGGAACCGGUGGAUUAUGUUCAACCAGCAAGUACACCCGAGCCGGUAAUUGAAGAAUUCAUAGAACCAGUACAAGUGGUUAAAGCACCUGCAGAGCAACGUGAUCAGCACACAACCACAUUUGAGCUGACUCAACUUGUAGACUCAACAUCACAGACUACACCACGUGAUGAACCUCAACCAGUAGAAGAGCCUGUUUCCUUAGAACCGGUUACACUAACAGAAGAUAUUUCAUCAACAUUGACUUCCUUAUCUGAGCCGUACAAUAUUGAAAUACAAACUUCAGUAGCAAUACCGCCAGAUACGGACAACUCAGAGAUUGAUCCAAUUGUAUAUGAGCAUACACAAACAAUUGAGCUGCCCAAACGGGAUAAAAAGAAAAAGGAUAAGAAAAAGAAGAAACAUACUGCUGAAGAGAAGCCAGACGAAGAUGACUCUAUUGUCGAGCAGUUGCCAGAGGUCAAUGUGAAUAUCGAAAUAGCAAAGGACAUUGUACCCGAAGCAGGUGUGGUUGUGACUACUAGUCAGCAAGUGUCAGAAGAUACCGGUUCACGAAGUAAGGAAAAGAAACCACAAUUGGUGCAACUGCAAAUCACUAAGACGACGGUCUAUGAGGAAUUCCCCGAUUUGCCGCUACAGGUCAGUGAGCAGAGUAAGGUGAACCUUACCAGUCAACAAGGUAGCAAACCACGUUCCAGACCAACUUCAUCCGUCAUGAUUGAGGAAGUGAGUUCGCCAACAGAAGAGAUUGUUGUGCCACUAACACCAGGACCCGAUAAAGAUAUGCCAGAAAGUGCCACUGAGAGCAUUUGGUUAGCGGCAACAACAGCAGUUGGUAUUGACAAGACACCUAAGGAUGCCUCACAGGCAAUGAUUAUGUCUGAAAGCCUACAACACUAUCCUGGAUCACAAGUGAAACCAAAGGCUGUGGAUGUUUGGGCUGAAACGAAGCAAGUCAUCGGUGGACGAAUUAGAUCAUUGAAAGAGUCCACACCUGAGCAUAAACCACUUAGCAAUGUAUUGCAUUUAGCUACCCUAUCCGACAAGAUAACGGAUAUGCCUGUUGAAGUACGCGCGCAGGAAGUCAAUCAAGGCUUGCACGAUUUGGAGGUAGCUGUGAAGCAAGGUGAUCGCACCGUCAUUGAAACUACCGUCAUAACCGUUAUUGAAAAAGUGUCAACAUGGCUCGAAACUGUUGAAUAUCGCGUGUACUUAAUCAGACAAAACUCUGAUGAAGGCCCUUCCGAGCAGAAGUUGGACGAUUAUAACCAGUUGAACGAUGAACUCGGCACCAUUAAGUCGAAUGUCAAUACACUCGAAAACCACUUGGAGAAAGCUGACCACUUGACUGGCCCAGAGGUGCAGCAGUGUGUUGAUGCGCUCAAGGAGCAUGUCAAUGCAGUGGAAGAAGUGACCAAAGACAACCAGGCACAAGAUACUAAAGAGUUGAAUAAGUGGAAUAAUUUUGUCGUAUUGAUACAUCGCACCACCACCAUUUUGGAAGAACUUCAAGAACGUUACGACACUAUUGUGUCGCAAGACGUAACAUUGAAUGGAAAAUUGCGCAGCCUCGAUGAAUUGGAGGCACAAAACCGCGACGUACAAGCUAGUAUCGCAGAGCUCACACAAAGUGCGCGCGCAUUCCAACGCAACUUCCCCGGAAAGAAGGUGCCGCAAGACAUCUACAAUUCCUAUGAAGUUUGUAAAAACAUUGAAAACAACAUACAGGCUGAACGCGACCGCUUGCUGCAGUUGCAGUCACUAGCCGAUGAGUAUGAGCAAACACUAAAGGAAUUCACCAACAUCACUGUGCUGGCCGAUAAGAUGGUCGAAAGUCCAAUUAUAUCCAGCACAUUGGAACAACUCAACAAUGAAGUGCAGAAACAUCGCAAAUUCUUUGUAAACCUAAGCCACUGCCGUGCCAUGCUGGAGUCACUGGAAGAGAAUAUCGAUACCGAGACGAGAGAGAAGCACGCCGAGUUGCACAAAGAACUCUAUAAUCGCGCAACCGUGCUUUUGGAAAAGGCUUCGGAGCGUUCGUCGAAAUUAGUGCAAGCUGCUUCACGCUGGACGGUAUUAGAGAAGGGCAUGAAGGAUGAAUUGCAAUGGUUACAUGUGGCACAACAACGUGUGCCCGAUUUGUCUGCUGUCACUUCUGCAGACUACGACCAAUACACUACGCUAUAUCAGUCCAUCAGCAGCGACAUCUCGAAUCACUACUUGAAAAUGACACAACUCUCAAAUAUUUCCAAUAAACUGCAAGAUCUCGUACAGGCGCCCAAUCUAGUCGAAGAGACAAAUGAAGCGCUCAUUGUACUGCUGAAAUUACGUGAAGAAGUCUCUCUGUACCUGCAUCGUCUGCUCGUCUUCAAAGAGAUUUGGGCACAGUAUGAAAAUCAAACCGAUAAAAUGGAGACUUUCGUACGCGAAGCUGAGAAGGAAUUGCGCAACAUACAUAUACCCGAAGAUCCACUAGAGCAGCCCAUUGAACAUAUGCGUCAGUUCUGGGAGAUGAAGGCACAUUUUGAAAUGCACAAUAACAUACGCAAUCUAGCGGGUCACAGUUUCGAAAAGGCAUUACAAGUCAUACCGCUCGCCGACGAAAUGCUACAGCGGCAGUUCCAUGCACAACUCGAAGAUCGUUGCCAAAACAUAGCCGCCUCUAUUGAGCGUAUACAGAACAAUAUUGUGAAUAGCUUGGCCUCGCAAGACGUGCCACCCGAAGAAAAACUGAAAUUGGUCGAACGUGAGUUGCAAGAAAUCUAUCUGACAAUGACCAGUAUUAAGGGCGUAAUCAAGAAUGAGGAAGAGCUGUGCCUCUAUAUUGAGCGCAUACAAGUGUUGCGUACGCGUGUUGGCUUCAUUGGCAAUGAAUUGGGACGCAUCGGGCUGCAAGAACCAUCCGUUGAACCGGAAAAGGUGGGCGAACUCUUCGCACUCUCGCACAAGAUCAACACGCAAAUUGCGGAAGAACUCGAAGGCGCCUCCGUGCUGCGCGAACAAUUGCGCGCCAUACAAGAGGGCAUACAAAAUCUGCGCAAACAUCAAACAAAACUCUCGGUCAUAUUGGAUGAAUGCGAAAGCGCUGAGAAACUGAGCAGCGAAGCUAUUGAAAAGGCGGUAAUCGAUUGUCAAACAGUUGGUGAAGAUCUCAUCGGCAAUUGGCAAGAAAUCAUGCGUAUACGACAAAUGUUGCAUACGUUGCCCAUGCGCUUGAAGAUGUCGGUGUCGCCUGUGAAAUUGGAGCGUGACAUCUCGCAGCUGCAAGACGAUCACGCCUUCUUGGAGAGCAAAUGCACGAACAUACUGGCAAUACUGAGAAAUCGCUUGGCGCUUUGGUUGCGCUAUGAGCGUCAGCUGGAGUUGGUACACGAUUCCGUGCAGGAGACUGACUUUAUGAUGGAAUUGCUGAAGGUGCACGGGCAGGUAGACUACGAGCGGCUGCGCAAGGCCACUGAGCGGCUAGAGGGUCUUGCUGGUGAUUUGCAAAAUCGCGAAACACUCUUGGAUGACUUAAAAACCUCGGCUAAGCCUCUUAUCGAAACAUGCGAUGUGCAAAUUGUCGAACAGAUCGAGUCGGCUGUGCAGGAUGCGGUUGUAGCUUGGAAUGAUACGUCGGAUAAUUUGCUGCAAUUGUGUACGCGUUAUCAGCGCGCUGUCGAGCUUUGGGAGAAAUAUCGCAACGCCUCGGCGGCCAUACGCAAUUACGUUGAACAGCAAAUGGAUACGGUGCAGAAUUUAGAACAGCCGCGGGAGACGCUGCAAAGUGCUAAGAUCUGUCAAGAUAAUUUGAGCUCACAAACGGAUCGUUUAUCGGAGCUGCGCGAUAUCGUUACGAAAAUAGCCGCCGAUAUUGGUUUGGAUGCCUCCGGCCUCAUGCAAGGCGAAUUGGAUGCGUUAGGCCAACGUUUGCAAGACUGCAAGGAGGCCAUUACCACAUUGGCCAAUGUGGCCGAAGCCAAGGAUAAAGAACGCAAGGCCAUCGACGAGAAUGUACAGCAAACGAAAGCGUACUUGAACAAUGUACAGAAGGAUGUCGAUCGCCAAGCGCAGGUCACUGCCGCCGGUGUGCCUAGCGAGGAGCAGCUAACGGCAUUGCGCACCCACCUGCAGACACUGGCACGCACCGAGGAAGAGCUGAAGCAGCUGCGUGAGCGCAAUAUUGAGAAUACGACGACUGAACGCGGAAAUCUGGCCGAUGAUGACAACACCAUAAUCGAGGUGCUAGAAUUGUGGCAGAAGAUAUUCCAGGAUACCUUCCAAGAGUAUCAUCGCCUCUCCACACGUUUGCUGCGCAGUCAGAACAGCGCUGAGGCAUUAAAGUUGUGGCGUCAAUACUUGCAACACGUGCAACAAUUCCUCGCCUGCAACAUACCCGAAGACUAUACAAGCCUCAAGGAGCAGCAGCAUCUGUGUGAGAUACAUCAGAAUCUGCUUAUCUCACAGCAAAAUGUGCUCGCCACACACACGGAAGCCGAACAACAACUCGAACCGGCACUCGCCGAACAAUUCAAAGUGCUGACGAACAUGCACAAUGAGACGCUGUCACGUAUUAUGCAACGCAAUAAUGAGUUGGAGGCGCGCAUGACUGCUUGGAACACGUAUCGCGCUGAUUUGGCGGCGCUGCUCGAGUGGUUGAAGGAGCGCGAGAAGGAGCGCACACGCUUGCAACUGCGUUACAUACACCUGAAGCGUGUGCCACGCCUCAAGCAGCGGCUGGAUGAGUUACUACAACAGUUGCCAGCAGGUGAAGCAAUGUUGACGCAGUUGAAGGAGCAACAAACUGGUUUGUUGCGCUUCUGCGACGAUGCGCUCGCCACCUCCAUACGCAUGGAACAGUCAAGUGUGGCACAGCGCAUUAACAACUUGAAGGCCGCACUCGAGACAUGGAAUAGCUUCCUAUUGAAAAUCUCACAGCUGGCGAGCGCUUACGAGCAACGUACCGCUCAGCUAGAUACCGAGUUCGACAAAGUGCAACAACUGGUAAACAAAACAAAUGCGCUGUUACCCACUAGCGCCAGUGAUAUACAGGAUUGUCUGAGUAAACUGCGCGCACAGCAAGUACAUCUUUCGACGCUCACGCAAGAUCUUGAAGCGCUUAAUGUCACACAAGAGGAACUCAAAGAGUGUAUUAGCCCGCACGAUAUGAAGGCCAUAAGACAGAAGAUUUGGCUGCACUGGCAGCAGCAUGCUGAUCUCGAAUAUCAACUCACGACUUUGAUAAACAUCAUCGAGGAGCGUUUGUCUUUGCAUGCGCUCUUCAACACACGCUACGACCGUUUGGCGCACUGGUUGAGCGGUCUGGAACACCGCGUUGAACGUGAUUCAGAUAUCUCAGCUAUUGCGAACCCCGAAGACGCAGCACGUCAGCUGGAUAAACAAAUCACCGCAGAGCUGCAACUGCGCGAAAAGGAUCGCGAAUGGCUGUUGUCUACGGGACGCGAGCUUAUCUCACUCUACACAGACAAUUCGCGCAAUGCAGAAGCCAUACGUCAUGAGGUGCAAGAGAAAUCUGAUAUGCUAAUCGAUCGUUGGGAACGGCUGAAGUACCUGAGCAAGCAGCGCGCCAACAAAAUUGGCGAUUUGAAGAUGACACUGCUGCGCCUGGAGGAACGCAUUGCCUUAAUACGUGCCUGGAUGUUCGAAGUAGAGACCGAAUUGGAUAAACCACUCACUUUCGACUCUUAUACACCACCGGUUAUAGAGGCGAAACUCAAGGAGCAUGAGAAGAUACAACGCUCCAUUGAGAAUCACAGCAGCAAUGUUGGUGAAGUGUUGAAUUUGGUUGAAAUGCUGCUAAAUGACGCGGAUACCUGGCGCUCGCAUGUGAACACCUCGAAUCUUGGUGUAUCUGCGCAGAAUCUCGAGAAACGCUGGAAGAAUGUCUGUCAGCAAUCCGCCGAACGCAAGCAACGCAUACUUACCACAUGGAAUUUGUUGCAACAACUGAUCAAAUUCACCACUGAGUACAAAACAUGGCUAAGCAAACAGGAGGCAGACAUUGCGGCCUACGAACGCGACCUUUCAACGUUGUCGAAGGAAGAAGCGGCCGCACGCCAAAAAGCUGUCGAAAGUAAGCUACGUGAACUAGAGGCACAAGAGGCGCCACUCAACCAAUUGGCGCAAACUUAUGCCAAACUGAUGAUGAGCGCUGGUGUUGAUCCCGAGAAUAUACAGAGUCUUACCAUGCCGACGAAGGUAAUGUUAGCGAAAUGGCGUCAACUCGGACCACGUUGUCAUGCUGUUAUCGAUGUGAUUGACAAAGAUGUCAAAUUGCGACGCGAUUUCGAGAAGGCACAACAAGAGGCUGUAAAUGCGUUGACUGGCAUACAAAGCGAACUGGACCGUUUGCAGAAACAACAGCCAAGCACACCCGCCGAAGCGCAAGCUGCUGUGAAACGUAUCGAAAACUUGGAAGCCAAGCUGAAACAAGCUGGCGAAAAAGUGGAAAGUGCUGACAAAUUGGCGGCCGAAACCAAAAAUAAAGCGAAACAAGACGAACUGACGCGCAUCGUAACGCUCAUCACGCAAUACACCACCAUUUGGCGUGAGUUGCAAACGCGCAUAGUCACAAUCAAAACCGAAUGGAUCGCCAAGGCGGCCGCCGCCGCUACCGGUGUUGCCGGCGCUGUUGCAGAGGCAGCCAUCACUGCGACACACGCAUCCGAAGCCGAUGCCGGCGUGCAAGUGAACACUUUGUCACAGCGCAAGCUGCGCAAGGCGCAAAUGCAACGCGAAACCUCGAUCACCGCCAAAGAUGCCUACAUCAUGGAGCUGGAGACAGCGAUCAAGGAAUGCCAAACGAAUCUCGAUGAGCUGAAGCGCACCAUUUGCGACAAGACACGCAAACCGGGUCCGCAAAAGAUGUCUAAGCUGAUUGGCAAUGCACAAUCGUCCACCGAGCUGGUGAAGCAUUUAAGCCAGCUGUUGUUGAGCGAAUGCCAGGCGAGCGCCGACGAGGCGCAAGUAGAGACAGUGGCAGAGCUGGCGCUGCGCUUCGAAACAUUGCUGUCGCAAUGGAAGACGCGCCAACAGCAAGAUCAAAAAGCUAGAAGUGCGCUUCCCGCUGCAUACAAAUUGACCUGCCCACAUGAGGUCGGACGCCUGACGUGCCCGCUUUGCACACAACGCAAUUGGCAGCAAAUCGACAACGAUCUUUGGCGCCUCGAGCAAUGGCUGCAAUUUGCCGAAGGUACACAGAAGGCGCAAACCACACCACCUUCGAAUAUUGAACUGCUCGAGGAUGUGGUGCAAGAUCAUCGCGAAUUCCUGCUCGAUCUCGAAAGUCACAAAUCGAUUGUGAUGAGUCUGAAUGUGGUCGGCGACCACUUGGCCACACACACAUUGGACACGGACAAGGCGCGUCAAUUGCGCGAUCGUCUCGAAGCCGAUAAUCAACGCUGGAAUGCUGUUUGUAUGGUUGCUGCCAAAUGGCAGGGUCUCUUACAAACAGCGCUCAUGGGCAAUAGCGAAUUCCAUCAGAUAAUCGAUGAACUGUGCGCAUGGUUGCAACAAACCGAACAGAAUAUCAAGUCAUCGGAACCGGUGGAUUUGACUGAGGAGCGUAGCGUGUUGGAGGCAAAAUUCCGUAAAUUCAAAGAAUUGCGCGCUGAAUUGGAACGUUGCGAACCGCGUGUUGUGAGCUUGCAAGAUGCUGCCGACCAGCUGUUGAAGUCCGUGGACGAGACGAGCGCCGAGUCGUCACACACCUAUGCAAGAACCCUUUCCAGGUUGACCGAUCUGCGCUUGCGUCUACAAUCGUUGCGACGUCUGUCCGGCAUCUACAUCGUGAAGUUGGGCGCGGUGCUCGGCUAUGAUGGUGACAAUAUGGGCGUGUCGCUGCAUAUGUUGUCGAAUGAGCUUUUGGAUCAAACUACAUUACCCUCUACAUCUUCUUCCAUGCAGGCAGCCGCACCAUACACUGAUAAUGCAAACGGCACCACCGGCACCGAUGCCGAUGCUGUCGAUGGCGAUGCCAUCAACACCACCGUACUUGCGCGCGGUGCACGCUUCCUCGGACGGGUUGCACGUGCCUCGCUGCCCAUACAAGCGCUCAUGUUGCUGUUGUUGGGUGUUGCCACACUUGUGCCCCACGGUGAAGACUACACCUGCAUGUUCUCGAACUCGUUUGCGCGCAGCCUCGAGCCGAUGCUGUCAUACCCGAACGGACCGCCACCGACGUAAUAGUGGGUGGUUGUCGCAAACCAAAACAAAACACACACAGAAAAAACAAUUAAAUUAAACGAACAAACAAUAGUAUGUAAGAAAAACGAAUAUAAAUAAUAUAUAUAAUACAUAUAUAUAAUAUAUGUAAGCAAAGUGAGAUUUGUAAAUGUGUAGGAAUUGUGUACAAGAUUGUACAGUGUUAAAUGGAAAAAAAGUUGCAUUUGGAAAAUUAAGCAAAAGAAGGGGAGUGUUUUGUACGCUUGCGUGAAAUUGCACAAAAGAGAAAAAUAAGAAAAGAAAAGAAAAGAAGAAAAAAAAUAAGCAUAAAGUCGUAUAUAUGCCUUGCUUGUAAUUGUAUGUACAAUAAACUAUAAACAAAUACUGAUUGCUAUAAAUUUGUACAGCACUUAGUGCAACAUAAAGAAUAAUUCAAAUACUUGCCGUACGAAGUUUCCCAGGUAGUUUGUACAUUUUGAUAGGCAUUAGAUAGCGCUUUGGAAUAAUUGACGAAACGAAACCGAAGUUUUGGAAAACAGUAAGUUAAACAAAAUGACGGCGAAUGAAUAAUGAAACUAGGGUAAUACAAAAAAAAUAAAAAAUAUAAGAAAAGCUGGCAUAACAGUUAUAAUAACAGUUACAAUAACGGUUAUAAUAACGGUUAUAAUAAUAGUUAUAAUAACGGUUAUAAUAAAGGUUAUAAUAUUGGUUAUAAAAGCGUUUAUAAUAACAAGUUAAAGCUAGCACAACAAAGUGCAGCAACUUAUGUGAAAUUUUAGUAUUUAAGCUUGACAUAAAAACAAAAAAUUACAACAAAAACAAAAAAACAAAUUACGAUACGCACAUAGAACACGAAAAAUUAUAGUAAAACAAAUUUUUGAUAUUUUCAGUACACGAAAAAGGACUAUUUGGCUGUGUCGCAAAACGACAACUAACAACAACAACAAGCAUGCCGUGUGCCAAGCGAAUUUCGUGGAACAUUUUUGCUUGACGCACGGCAUGACGCAAGCACAGCAAAAAAAAUGCAACAAAAAUGCCAAACAACAACAACAAACAAGUAGAAAACCGAAAUCCUUAAAUAUUUACAACAAAACUCUCCAAAAACUGAAAUUUUCUCAAAGCCACAUAAAGUAAAUUGCACGAACAACUUUCAAAAACGAAAAAAUUCAAAAUCCAUGACCCAAAAAAUUAUAUUGAAAACUGACAAACGCGCACAUUUUUGCAUGACCGCAUCUCCCAAAACACAGCGGUUGUGGCAAAACUGCGUGCAUUUGCUUUUUCGUAAAACAAAACAACAACAAAGUCAAUGUAACGCCAUCCUUUAGCGUAAAUAUGCGCGCAUGCGCACAAAUCUCUCCAAUGUGCGCUUGCUGGUUGGUUGCAAAGUUGACAAAAACAAGUACUGAAGCACGAUUAAUUUCGCAAAUCACAUCGAAAACAUUCCCAAACAGGCAUUACCAUAGUUAGUUUUUGCUAAACGCAACAUUUACUUUAUUUUCCAAAACUUUUUUAGUAAUUUCUUAGUAGUUAAAAAUCGAUAAAUGUUGUUGUUGCUGGCAUUAAUGUUAAUAAGUUUGUAUGUGUGGCGCAGUUGUUGUUGGAAAAUGUAACUAAAUGCGAGCAGCAAGUGUCCUCAAUUGGUGCUAAACCAAAUUUCAUUGAAAUAAAUUCCUUUUGGCUAAGAAAAAAGAAAGGAAAAGAAAAAAAAACUAAAUGGAAAAAACUGCAAAACAAAACGAACGAAGUGAAUUAUUAUUAUUAUUUUUUAAAUGAGAUUAGUAAAGGCAAACAAGCGAGUUGCAAAAUAAGCAACCAAAUAUAAAAAAAAAAUUAAUUAAAAAAAAAUAAAAUUAUAAAAAGAAAAAUAAAAAUUGUUAAGCCUAAAACUAGCACGCGCACUAGAAGCGCCUGUGCGUGAAUUUAGUUUUGCCAGAAUCCAUCCAUACACAUUUGCAUUGUUGUAGUGUGUAUUCUAAUAUAUAUUUUGUUUACUUUUUAUUAACUUUGGUAUGAAAUUUACGCUUUAUCUAUGCUUUUCCUAUGUGUACCUAAAACGCAUUAUGCAAACUUAUCGUUAAAAACUAUUUAUUCAUUUCGCUAUGGAUUUACAUAACAGACAUACAUAUACAAACAUGCAUGUAUGUAUGUAUGUGUAUGCUUACGAUAUUAUUAAUAAUUGUUUAAACGCUUAUGGCUUUGUUAAAUUUUCCGUAUUUUUAUACAACUACACUUAAAAAAAAAUUAAUGUAAAUUUAUUUAAAAAAAAUUUUUGUAAUAAAACAUUUUUUUUUACUUUAAGUAAACGAAAUGACCAUUACACGACAGAAACUGAAAAAGUAAAUACAGAAAUACAAAAAAAAA